Pelobates cultripes (western spadefoot toad) is the source of this 60733-nucleotide messenger RNA. Lineage: Eukaryota; Metazoa; Chordata; Amphibia; Anura; Pelobatidae. The record is from the annotation of a GenBank genome assembly.
CAAUCUCCGAUGCCUAAUAAACAAAUUGAGGACUCGGGAUAUCCCCCCGAGGCAGCGCCUAACGCUGGGAGCACCGAGCUAGCGAGAGAGAGGAGAGGCCGCCAUUUUGUUGGCUCCCACUGCUUUCAGUUUUGGUCUCCAGUCUCCGCCCCCUCCGGCCUACGGAAGCAGUGUAUCAGUAAUCCUCCCCGGGCAUCCUCUGGAGUCAAUGAGUGAGUAAAAAAUGAUUAAUAAUGUGCUGUAUGGGGUGACUGGGUGUAAUGUGGGCAGUGGGCUGUGAUAAACUCUGCAUUCUCCUGGUAUUAACCAUCACCUUCAUUGGAAUACAGCACCCUGCCUAAACCUGGGGACAUAGACCAGGGCUACAAUGGGUUUAAUGUCACCCCCCUCUUCCUUUAGAGGAUCAUGGAAAAAAAAAUAUAUAUAAUCUAUGGUAGUUCUAGAACAAAGGUGGUCACAAUGUAUACAUUCUCCUGCUGUUUAGGAACCACAACUUGCAGGCAAAGCAUCAUGGGAGUUGUAGUUCUCCAUCAGGUUGUGGUUCUGUGUUUUGUGCACCCCCUCUAUAGACUGAAUGUGAAUUAACAGUUGUUUCUUUUUUUGUUUUUGUUUUUUUUUCUCUCUUCUUCUUCUUCUUCUUCUUCUUCUUCUUUCACAAUGCAAAUGAUACAUAGAUGAAUUGAAUGCAGUGUUCAGGUGAUGGUAUGCCUGUCAUAUCCACUAGCUGCUGUUACAUUUGGCAAUUUUAAGAGGCAAAGUAGCAGGUUUACAGUUUCUGUAAUGAUAAUAGGAUGUAUAACAAUGCAGCAUGAGACUCCAAAUCUUAGUGGUGCAAACAAACACAACAAAACAGCAAUAAUAUGGCACUGUGGUGCUGGACCAUAAUUUAUGUCACAUGUCCACGUUUCUACAUUGGCUGGAUUAGUGUGAUUAGAUUUGCAUUAAAAAGCACCUCCACAGAGUUCCUUUUCCUGGCACUAGUGUGAAUUAGGGUAUGUAGUCCUGGGCAACUUAUGAAACACCUGCCAUGUUGGACGACAAGUUCUAGAAUGCAGAGCCAGCCUUUGUUUGCACUGGCACUCUUUUGUGUUGUGAGAAUUAUAGAUGCAAAGCUAGCCGUGUACUGAUAAAUCGAAGUCUUUGACUGCCUGUCCAUUAUGAUUCAUUUUUGACAUGGUUCACUUUUUCAUCCUUUUGCGGUUUAACCCCUAGAAUAUAGUCUUGUUUGAUCAUGGCCCUCAACACCCUCUGUUACUGUGCGUCCAAAUUUUCCUGAUGCAAAUACUAAUUAAUAAAAAAACAAGUGUCAGUGAGUUGAGUAACAACAUUUAUCCCAUUGUACAAGGCUGCAGAAUUUGUUGACGUUUUAUAAAUAAUAAUACCCCAGAACAUCCUGGAAAAACUAUUCAUUUCUUGCUAUUGUUAAUGAGGCUGAUUUUUAUAAAAGAUCAUUUUACAGAAUAAUUCCUGUGUGUUGGGCAAAAAAAAAGAUGUAGUGGUUAUGGUGCCUAGAGGGCCAUGGCAUAACCCUUGAUUAAAUAGCAAGUAGUUUAGGAAGGGUUUUCUAUAAACCCGCAUCCUGCAUUAGAGUCUAAAUUCAGGGAUUUCUAAGUGUGUUAUACAUUUGCAAAAAAUAUGCUGAAAACAAAUUGUUCAGUGAUGUUAUGAGUAAUGCAUCUUUUGGCCUUUUAGAAGCUGUAUUAAAUAUUGUUACAGUUUAGAUUUCUUUUUGCACAUAUUUUGAAUUACAAUAUGGUUGAUAUUGAUGGUAUGAUGCAGAAUCUAUCCCUUAUAAAGUACAGCAAAAAACAUAAGGGUAGAAGUGGCCUUUGCAUAACUUGUAUAUGACAGUAAAGUUUAAUUUCAAAGCCUAUAUUCAAGGCUUAGUUGAUUUGUUGAAGCAAAGGUGGACCAAAUAAUCUGUGAAAAGAAAUCCAUUUCAAACCUUUAAGGGUACCUAUAUACGAAGGUACCCCUGACGGAGGUGCACUCAGUAUUGCUCCGAAACGCGCAUUGGGCAUUCUUCUUUACGGGUUAUGGGCACUGGGAACGGCACUGUUUAUUUUUAAGCACGCUUGAUUCAUUUUAUGUAAUCCUUUUUCUACUACUUUUUCCUCCUAUGCCUAUCUAGCCAGUUUAACAGGAAAGAGGCUGUGUUAGUUAAUUAUUGCCAGUUCAUCUUUUGACUGGCUUAUUCUUUACUACUAUCCUCCUGUAUAUACCUUAUAUCUGGCUAAUACCUGUCUCACAGGUCUAUCUUUAUGAUACCAUCAUAUAUACUAUUGGUAUCCCUAACUGAGUCAUUUAACUGAUAUCUUUCAGCUAUAUCUAUCUACCCACAGUGAUUUGACAAUAAUUGGCUACCCUGUCCUGAUUUGGCAAUUCAUUUUCCUGUAUAUUCAGCUAGGGCAGAGAAUAUAGCUACUAUUAUUAUUAUUUUUUAUUCCUGAUAGUCUCUGGGAUGACCUGGUGUGUUCUUUAUGUAGUUAACUUUAACCUAUUGGGGACCCAAUAGAGGCUCUAUCUCUUGAGCCAAUUGUAAUAAAGCUAAUUUUAUCUAAGAUUUCCUCUAUGUGGACAUAACCCCCUUUUUACUGAGUUGACACAUAUCUGCAGGCAUAGCAGCUUAUUGGUUAGUGAUUGCAUUUUUCGUUGGUGUAUUUACCUUAGUUUUCUGCCUCAUCCUAUUAUUUUUGCAUUGACUCUACUUGGGACUACAGAUAUUUCCAGGCAAUACAGCGACUUCCAUGCGAUGUCUGCAUGAGAGUCGGUGUAUUAAUUCUCUCUCUUUUUGGUAUAUUUAUUAUAGGGUCAAGCCCUUAGAGACCCCUGGAGUCUCAAUUAGGUGCCUAGGACCACUGGUUCUCACCUUGACACUUAACUUUUCUCUGAGUGUCACGGCGGAGACCCUUUAGUUGUCCUAUUCAGCUGUUUGUUUACCUAUAUACAAAAUUAUUUUCCUGGCACUAUAGCUCCCUAUAGGGCCCCACCAUUCCCGCUAUGAUGCAGAGGGUGCCCUUUUGCCACCUAAUUCCAGCGUCGAUGUCCCUUGGCACUGGUUCAAGCUCGGCCUCUGCUCCUCCCCAACAACGUCAGCCGGGUGGGGAGACCUAAUGCACAUGCGCGGCGAUAACUAAGGUACUUUUACAAAUUUAAAUACAUUUGCAAUUUUGUAAAUGAGAUCAAUUUACAAAAAAAGUGACUUUAGGAUUGUUGUCUAUUCACAAUGUUAUCUUCCAAUUCAUUUUCUCUAUUUACAUACAAUAGAGAACUAUUUAUAUCAACUGGUAAGGGAUGCAGCUAGUUCAUUGUUCAAGGCAUUCUUCGAAAGACCAACAUUCAAAUUUAUUUUUUGCUGAAAAUAAAAAUGUUUUAGGGGCUUAAACUGGGGCAUAAAGACAAUUUACAAGGAAAUUGCAAAUUUUAGACAGAAAUAGCCAGGUGAAGAAAAGUAGCUACCCUAUUUUACAGCUGAUCAAUUUUGGCCUAACAUUUCCAAUAUGAACUCUUUUUAAUAUUUCACAUUAUAUUUUAGGUAUUCUUUUAUUUCCGUUUUAUUUAUUUUAUUCUUUAUUUUGUCUCGGCAGUAGAUAACAUAGAGACAGUCGACAUAUGCAUACAUAUCACCAACACGGUAUACAAUUGCAUAUCACAAAGUAUGUUAAAAGUCAAGUACCUAAUAAAACACAAUCAAAGGUGGUCAUUUAAGGCAUAACAAUGUCGGUCAUAAGAGUAUAAACAGUAGUUUGCAUUGGAUCGUCGUGACCGUCUGUUUUUAAUUUUUUUAAGCACACAUUUAAAGGAACAUUGAGCGCACCCUAAAUACUACAUCACAUUGUAGUGGUUAUAUUGCCAAUAAUGCCCUGGUGCCCCCCACUGUAAGUAGAACAAUUCGAGUUCUUAGCUGGGAUCCAUUGGUUCCGCUCCCUGUCUUCACCAUUUCAGACAGAGAGCCAGAAUCUCUGUCUGAGCUAAGCUAAGUGGUGUAGUGAUCAACUGACAUUCACGACAGUGAGCUAGCACUGCAGAGCUUAGGAGUUUACAGCGGCGGGCACCAGGAAAUAAAUCUAACCAUUCCCAUUCUUAGGACUUCUUACAAUAUGGGAGUGCCAGGGCACUCCUGUUACCAAAACCUCUACAGCAUGCUUGGAGCCUUCCUUUAAUUAAACAAUAAAGCUGGUAUGGCGCUACAAUGAUGUGUACCUUUAAGGGUAUGUGCUGUUUUAAACCAUCCAUGUGAGCUCCCUUGCUGCAAACUGAAGCAUACGGACUGCUCUCUGUCUGCCUUCAGAGCAGUAAGGGCCUCCGUUUUGCAACUGAUAGAGGAGAUGCUGCCAGUCAGUGAAAUCAAUGAGAAAGUCCCAGGCUUGUGAGUUUUUAUCACACAAUCCCAUACUUGCAAAGUCCUAACAGAUAAUAGGAGAUAAGCUAGUGUUACAAAAAUGCUAAAUGUAUGUGAAGGGGACUACAGUUCACUAGACUCUGACGGACGUGCUUUCUUGCUCCUUUAAUUAAUUUGUAGGCCACUUAUGAAAUAGGUGUAAGCUGAUCUAUUCAUUUACUUCAGCUCCUGUGUGCAGGAAAAUAAGACACAAAUCAAUAGGGAAUAAAUUCAUUUGUGUGGUCACUGUGAGUGAUCGUAAAACCAACCUAGAAGACACAUGAUAUUCUAGCUGUAUUGCUUAUAUUGGCAAAGACUAGCAUUUUCAUUAAAUGCUUUGCUAUGUUGAAUUACAAUGUAUUUCACAUUGUGAGGCCUAAUUCACAUGGGGCAGAUUCCAAAAUAUGGUAAACUUUGAGCCUUUACACUUAAGUGAAAAAUUCUAACUUCCAAUGUUCUAUGAAGCCUUAUUUUCAAGACAAUGAAUAGACAUCACACAGUAGAAUAGACAGAAAAGUCUCUCCUAUUUUUAUUUACUUAACCGUGAGCCUUUGUGAGUUUGUCAGUAAAUUAUCUUUUUUUUGGCCAAAUGAAUUGAAUUGGGGGAGAAAACAUCUUCAACUCUAGUGAGGUUGAGAUUAGGCAUAUCUGUCCAAGAAGGAUGCACUCUCAAGUUUAACUUUUUAGUUUGUUACGACGAUCAUGGGAAGGUUGGGUCGGCAUGGCAGUAGAUAUAACAUCCCCUUUGGCAAUGCCAUUUAGAAAAAUAAGUAGCCAGCCAACGUGGUAAAUGUUAAUUUUGUGCAUAUUGGAUGUCUGACAUCAGCAUGCACAGAAUGGAGGCGACAAGUGGACAAUGGCAAUAUGGCCCUCUCCUGAACAUUAAAAGCUGGGGCUAAAAUAAUAGUAAAGGGAUCAUGCAGAAGAUAAGCACAGGAACCCCAGUAAAUAUGUCAGUGGUUUGUUUUUUUUAAUUGAAAUUAUUGUGAAAAAAUCUGGAAAUUUAAUCACAAGUGUCGCCUACAUUAAAGAUAACAUUUGCUCUUCAAUGCCUUUGAUAUACCUAUGCUGUUUUUUGACUUAUGCAUACAUCUUGAAGUGACACUGUAGUCACCAAAAGAAUAAGAUCCCCACCUCCAAUGUGUGGUGCAGUUUUGAGCACUAAUUUUAAAGAAGGGUAUUGAAGAACUUGAAAAAGUGCAAAGACGAGCCUGGUAGUAAAUGAAAAUCCACUUACUCAGUGCUGUUGAGACUUUGUACAUACCUUUGAUAAGGAAGUCUUUCUGGCAUGAGGGGGCGUGGCUAAGGAGGUAGGCUUAUGGUGCCGAACUCUGCAAAACAUUUAUUUAUUUUGUAAAAAAAAAAAAGACUAUAAAGACUUUGGCAUGCGCAAAAGACUUGAUAGGCAACCAGUAGUGGAAUUUAUCACAGAGUGUUAGAAUAUACUGUAUUGACUGGGAGAAUCUAAUUGUCUUCUAGUUGGACUAGACCAGAGCUCUCCAUAAAUAAUAUACACACUUUCCUGAACUGGUUAGUUUAAUGCUAGCUUUACUAUAAUUUUUUGCAAUAUUGUUAUUGUAAUAUUGCUAUUGCAAUACCAUUCAUAUCCAUAGAUAUUAAUUGGUAUACUUAACAAUACACCCUGAGUUGCCUGACAUUGUCUAUUGCACCAAAUCCACAUAUAUUACUUAGAUCUUUUAACCUAUGACAUUUUUAGAACGGAGUAGGAUAAAGCAGCACUAUGAGUCGGUUUUGAGAUUACCAUUCAUUCCAGGCUACUCACACACCUGACCCCUUUGCCAAUUAUUACAUUGCUUCCUGUACCUUCCAGGAUCCAAUUCAAACUGCUAACACUAACCUACAAAGCCCCCUCUAACUCCACUCUACUCAACAAAUAUACCCCUUUUCAUUCCCUUCGCUCUGAAAAUGACUUUCCCCUGACAUAUUCUCGUUCCCAUAUUGCCAGCUCUCAACUUUUCAAGAGCUGCCCGUUCACUUGGAACUCCAUUGGAACUCACUACCCCGUGCUGUCAGACUUUCAUUAAGAUGUCACUGAUAACACACCCCUUUAGAAAAGCUUACCAUCUUCCUGGGUGACCUUUUUAUUAUUUCACUGCUUUCAUCUUUUCUCUCGCCUCCAUAGUCCAGCUCACUCUCUCUCUCCGUCCACUGUUCGCUUCUUCCACACACCACGUCUACCAGCUUAUUUCAACACAGGUGUCUUAUCCAUCACUCUGACAUGCUGUUACUUCCCUUGUGUGUAUUUACCCCUUGCUCAUAGACUGUAAACCCCUUUGUCUCUGUUCUAUUCCGUAUGUUAAUUACUUGUUGUCAGGUAUUCCCGUUUUCUAAUUGUAAAGCUCUGCGGAAUAUGUUGGCGCUAUAUAAAUUAUGCUAAUUAUAAUUCCCUUACUCUGGGAUUUAAACCGGAUUAUAAUGAAGCAUUAUAAUGGGUAUAAUUGAGAUACAUAUACUUGUUUAUCCUGUGUCUGGUGAACUCAUUGUGCAGGUUUCCAGUAAAUAAACUGUUUUUGUUAAUUUAUUUUAUUUUUCUUCCCGCAGCUCUUGAUGCUUCACAACACUAAUGUGAUCCCCGACCUACAUUAACUUGCACCCUUUGCCUUUAAGGCAUCUGUGGCUGCCACAAUGGUAAGGUUCUGUAAUAAAUAUAUUAAUACCUAUGUAUACGAGUUGUUAAGAUUUUGUUUUGGUGUGUGGGUCGUAGUAAAGUCUAAUGAAAUAAUAUUCUGUUUUGCUUUCAGCAACAAACCUUAGAAGUUGCACUGGACCGAGCUGAGGUAAGGUGUACAUUAAGGAAGCAAAAUGAACUGUUUGUUGCCUAAAUGAAUCUAUGAAUCUCUUUCUUUUCUCUUACAUUUACAAAUGUAAAUAAGUAUUUGUGAGCUAACCAACACACAGAUUGUAAUAACAUAAAUAGAAGCUGGGCCUGUGCGUUCGGUAUACAAUUUACAGUUAUUUUUGCAUUAAAGGGACACUAUAGUCACCAGAGCAACUACAGCUUAAUGUAACUAUUAAACCUAUGGUGUCAGGAAAACGGGCUUGUUUUCCUGGCACUAUAUGAUCCCUUUAACUAAACCCAUUAGAUUUUAGUCGUGUUGACUAAAAUCUCCAUUAGAUUUAGUCAACUAGAAUCUACUGGAGAUUUUGUUGACUAAAACAAUUCAGAUGACUACAAUACAACUAAAACUAAAAUGGCUAUUUAGUUAAAAAAAACUAUGACUAAAACUAAAUUGAAAUUUUCUGCCAAAAAUAACACUGGUCCCCCGUCAAAUUUGUCAGAUUACAGCAGCUAUCACUAAUGGCAACUGUAGGAAAAGGCAACUUUAGGGGAUCUUCAAUAGAUUUUUUUUUUUUUUAUUGUGCGAACAUUGAUUUAGGAUCUUAAAAUCAAGAUAACACCUCAAGAGCUGAAUGUCAUGUAUGCUACAGCUGUCCCUUCCAAAUGUCACUAAUUCUAAUGCAGCACGCGUUUACCUGCACAAACCCUUGUACUGGUUCAAUAUAAUAUACAAAAUAAUAAAAUAUAAUGUAAUUCCUGUUAUUAAAUUGAUGUGGUCUGAAUUUUUUUAUUUUCUUAUAGCAUGUGGAAUCUUUUGCAUUCAGAUGUUUUGAUCAGUGUACUUGCAUAAGGCUUGUUUAGUAGGAGUUUUUUUGAGCAUACACAGACCCAUCAAUGUAUAUGAUAGAAAACUCUAACAAAGUUAAGUUUGUAUGGUAUGAAAGGUUAAACAAAGUGCACACAACUCCCUUUGCACAAAGCUGUUGCUAAACUGUUUAUAUUCGGAUAGUACCAGCGGGAAAGAGCCUAAAACAACAAGAUUUGUUCCAGCACUGUUUUGUUUCUCUUUUUCAGUAUGUCAUUGAGACUGCCAGGCAAAGACCUCCAAAACGCAAGCAUUCAUCUGGAGGAAGGUAAUUCGAAAUGAGAAAAAAAAAAAAAGAAAAACUGCGUAGUUCUCAAAGUUAUGUUUUUAUUUUGGAGUGAAAACUUUCACAUGAAAAAAAGAGUUGUAAAAUGAGCAUUGGUCCUGAGAAAUAAGGAUUUUUAUUUAAUUUCUGCUAAUUCCAAGGUUUUAUGUCUUGAUGCUCGGCUAAAUGUUAAUGGCACUGUACCACUUCAUAUCCCUAAAAAAACCUAAGCUUACUGAAGGGAAUUAGAUCUGGAAAUAUUUGGACACUGACACAGUUUUCAUAAUUUUGGCUGUAAAUGAAACAACCGAGAUGCAAUUGAAGUGCACACUUUCAGCUUUAAUUCAAGGGGUUGAACAAACAUAUCUUAUGAAUCUUUUAGGAAUUGCAUUCAUUUUCAUACACAGUACCCUUAUUUCAGCGGUUCAAGUGUAAUUGGACAAAUGAACACAAUUAUAAAUAAAAUUUUAAUUUUGAAUACUUUGUCAAGAGUCCUUUGCAGGCAAUGACUGCUUAAAGUCGGGAAUGCAUAGACCUCACCAAACGCUGGAUUUCCUCCUUUGUGAUGCUUUGCCAGGUCUUUACUGCAGCUGUCUUUAGUUGUUGUUUGUUCCUGGCUUUUUCUGCCUUACGUUUUGUCUUCAGCAAGUAAAAUGCAUGUUUGAUUGGGUUGAAAUCAGUUGAUUGACGCCAUUGCAGAAUAUUCCACUUCUUUGCCUUAAAAAAACUCCUAGGUUGCUUUUGCAGUAUGAUUUUUCAUCUGUAAUGUGAAGCGCAAUCUAAUCAGCUUUGCGGAAUUUAGCUGAAUCUGAGCAGACAAUAUAACGCUAUACACUUCAGAAUUCAUCCAGCUGCUUCUGUCUUCUUUCACAUCAUCAAUAAACACUAGUGACCCUGUGCCAUUGGAAGCCAUGCAUGCACAUGCCAUCACGCUGCCUCCACCGUGUUUUACAGGUUGUGACGAAGUGCCUUCGCCACUUGGUCCUGGAGAGGCCUACUUGCCAGCCUCCUCCCCUGUGACUAUGACUCUUUCAUGUAUCUGGCUUUAAAGCCCCUAGUCUACCUUCAGACAGACUAUUUAUGUAGGCUGCUUUAUUUAUCUUAUGUUUUAGUCACCCUGUACCCAUUAUAGGUGCAGGGUGUGUGUAAUGUAAUUGUUUAUAUAGUGUGUGUGUGCUGUGUAAUGUAUUGCCUGCUCUCUUGUAUUGCUGAGGUUUGCUACCAACUAGGUGGGUUUGGCUAUGGAGCUUGUCUAGUGCCCUCUGUUGGUAGCAACAGCAAUAUGCACUACCUGAAUUGCAAGACUGGUUCAUUUGCAUAUUCGGGUAGAUUUGCAUAUUGCUAAUUCUGCAGGCAAGUGAGAUAUUUACUGUUAAAUAUUGUCUCCCCCCACCCCUUUAAAAAUGUGCCAUUGUGUUGUGAUAAGUCACUGUGUGUUGCUUGAUAUGGUUUGACUGUUUGUGAUUUUAUUGAGGUUUCACAACAAUGUUAUUGUGGUGACCCUAUUGGCUGGUCCCAAGGGAAAUAAAGGUUUUGACAGUUCUUCUUGAUCCCUCUAAAUGUAGCCUUGUCUCGUUAUUGGAGGGAGCUGUUAUAAUCACACUGGGGAUUGCUAUGCUCUGCAUGCUUCCCUGAGCUUGAGUCACUUAGCUCUUUUAAGAGCUUGUUCCUGACACGCUCUCCUUGGAGGAGGGGUCUUCACCACACAGUCCUGGAUGCUGGAGGUUCUUACAGGGUGGAAGGAAGAGUUCUUUCCCACACAGUCCUGGAGGACAGAAGCUGAUCCAGGGUGGAAGGAAGACGGCAAGUCUCCAGUCAAGAUACGGCGGUUGCAGAGUCUGCUGUGGUUGUGGUGUCUGCUGCAGUGCUUGGGAGUCCUCAGGAAGCGCUAGGAGCAUCCGUCAAUGGAGGGUACUCAGUCGGAGUACAAGGAGCUCCGUUACAUUGGUGGCAGCGGUGGGAUGGCGUCCUAGUGCGAGGAGAAGCAGCUCGGAGACACUGGUAUCGUAUGAGAGGUUAUUGAGGGCAACGCUAGCCACUGUGCAGCGUCCCUAACUACAGCAGCAUGGAGCAGGGAUGGAUAGCCCUGCGAAGAGCACCUCAACAUGAUACGUCGCUACGAGGACGACGCUUACAUUGAGGAGGUAAAGAAGCGGUUGGUCUGCUAUGGCCCAGACCUUUCGAACGAGGUGGUCCACCAAGUAAUGCGCCAGUUGAGUGCUGAGAACAGUGCGGCAAUGGCCUUUGAGCGACAACUGUGGAGGUUGAGGAUAUGGACACCUAGUCUCCAGCGGCAGUGCAAGUUACAGGGAGCGAAGGUGUCGUCCUUCCUCCCCAGUGCAGUACAGGGAGCCGAAGGUGUCGUCCUUCCUGCAGUGCAAGUUACAGGGAGCCGAAGGUGUCGUCCUUCCUCCCCAGCGGCAGUGCGAAUUCCAGGGGGCCGAAGGUGUCGUCCUUCCCCCCCAGCAGCAGUGUGUCCUACAGGGAGCAGAGACAGUUGGUCUCUCUCUCCAGCAGCAGGACAAUGUUAUGGGAGUGGAGACAGGCGGUCUCCCUCUCCAGCGGCAGCCUGUGUUUCAGGGAGAGGAGCACAGCACCCUAUCUCCCCAGCGGCAGCUUACACUACCAAAGGGAGACACCAAUCUCCCAGAUGGCGCAGAGGGGACCGUGGUCUCUGUGCCUGACCUACAGGGAUGCUGGACAGCCUGUCCAGAUCCCCAACUACCCUCACAGGGACAACAGGAGGAGGGGGUAAGUACGAAUUCCCCGCCCCAGCUAACUCCUAACUUGGCCCCAGGGUUAACAGGGGAGAUGUUAACCCCCACUGACCCCCACGUUCCCCUGGCUACUGAGCGGGACUAUGUCCCAAGCCCCCCAGCGGAAGAGCUGGCAGCUGGGCAGAGUGCAGUCGGCCUCUGCCCUCCCUUUGUCCCUUGUCCAGAGCCUGAUGUCCUGCAGGCUACACCAGCAGAAGAGCUGGCAUCAGGGCCUCUUGUAUUGCUUAGGUUUGCUACCAACUAGGUGGGUUUGGCUAUGGAGCUUGUCUAGUGCCCUCUGUUGGUAGCAACAGCAAUAUGCACUACCUGAAUUGCAAGACUGGUUCAUUUGCAUAUUCGGGUAGAUUUGCAUAUUGCUAAUUCUGCAGGCAGGUGAGAUAUUUACUGUUAAAUAUUGUCUCCCCCCUCCCCUUUAAAAAUGUGCCAUUGUGUUGUGAUAAGUCAUUGUGUGUUGCUUGAUAUGGUUUGACUGUUUGUGAUUUUAUUGAGGUUUCACAACAAUGUUAUUGUGGUGACCCUAUUGGCUGGUCCCAAGGGAAAUAAAGGUUUUGACAGUUCUUCUUGAUCCCUCUAAAUGUAGCCUUGUCUCGUUAUCGGAGGGAGCUUUUAUAAUCACACUGGGGAUUGUUAUGCUCUGCAUGCUUCCCUGAGCUUGAGUCACUUAGCUCUUUUAAGAGCUUGUUCCUGACACGCUCUCCUUGGAGGACGGGUCUUCACCACACAGUCCUGGAUGCUGGAGGUUCAUACAGGGUGGAAGGAAGAGUUCUUUCCCACACAGUCCUGGAGGACAGAAGCUGAUCCAGGGUGGAAGGAAGACGGCGAGAUUCCAGUCAAGAUACGGCGGUUGCGGAGUCUGCGGUGGUUGUGGUGUCUGCUGCAGCGCUUGGAGUCCUCAGGAAGCGCUAGGAGCAUCCGUCAACGGAGGGUACUCAGUCGGAGUACAAGGUGCUCCGUUACACAGGUGAAGCUUUCUCCAUGCUUUUUUCUUCCCAUCAGUCUGGUACAAGUUGAUCUGAUGUUGCUCUUCUCUAUUCUUGAGGCUUAUGACUGGCUUGCACCUGUGGUGAACCCUCUGUAUUUGCUUUAGUGAAGACUUUUCUUUAUGGUAGACUUGGAUAAUGAUGUGCCGAACUCCUGGAGAGUGUUCGUCACUUGGCUGGAUGUUGUGAAGGGGUUUUUCUUUACCAUGGAAACUUCCCCAAACAUAGAUUAGCUUACUUGCGAAUGGAAUCCCGUGUAUCUACAUUUGGGAAAAAUUCCCUGAACAUAGAUUUGCGAGCUAGCGAUUAGCGACUAGGGCUUAUUUUCGGGAUAGGACUUAUAUUACGAGCAUCCCCAAAAAUAAGCUAGGGCUUAUUUUCGGGAGAUUUAUUAUUUUUAGCGGUUACUGGAUUACUAGUUUAAGGUAAAGCCUCCCUUCUCUGUUCUUUUCAGGCUGACAAUAAUACUGAUCUGAAUAUAUAGUAUAUAUAAUACUAUAUUAUUGAAAAACUAGGACAAUUUCUUAGUGGACUGUGUAAGAUUAGUUACACAAACAGCAUAUAUUGCAACAAUCACAAUUUAAAUCAUUUUGCCUAACACUAAGGUUAUGUAUCUCUUUAUCUCGUUAGGAUUUGGGAAUUUCAAGGAAUUUCACAUCUGUUUUUGCUGUUAAUCCAAAGUGAAUAUAUAUUUUACUUUCCGGCUAUAUAUAACAUAUAAUAUAGCUGUGUUUUGUUAAUUUAAACAGUCUUUCUGUGACUGUCGGUGUAUAGAUAUUGUAGUUUGUUGUAUGGAAGGAGACAUGUACAAGGGAUGUAUGGAGGCUAACGCCACUGUUGUUGUAAAGGUUAUCAGUACUCUAUAAGUAGAGAUAUCAAUCUUCGGCUAUUUCUGUAUAAAGGAAGCUACAUAAUUAUGAAUACAACAUAACGCUAAAAACAUUUCUUUUAGGUGAUUUUUAGUUAUUAGCCUGUCGGGUAUUUUUUUAACAUGGCUGUAUUUUUGUUUAGAACUAUGUUCAAGUGUAUUUCCUAAUAAAACAUGUAACAUUUUAUUUUAACCUAUUAAUAAAGAGCACUAAUUACUAGAGGGACAUUUUCUUUUCUGUGUGCUCACAUAAUUAGCUAUAUACUUCUGUAUAAAAUGUAUCUUUUUUUAUUUUAUAGGAAAUCUGUGUUUCAUAAAUUGUAUGACUUAUAUAUUGAAGAAUGUGAAAAAGAGCCAGAGAUAAAGGUAAAUAUUAUUAUUCCUUAACGUUUUUUCAAUGUUUGUGAAUUAUAGUAUAGCUGCUUACAAAGUAAAAUAAUCUUAGAGCAUGCAGUGGUUUAUAGAACUGUCAUGUGAUCCAAUUUUUUUAAUAUAGUCCUAGAAAAGUUUUGCUAAGUGGCUACAGAAGUCUAUGUAAAAUUAACUUGCCUCUGCCAACAUAGCCAGAUAACGAACACUGGGAUUUAAAGAGGAACUAUCACUUCAGACAUGGGAAAUGAAAACUGAUUUGCAUCAAAUGCCUUGUGUAAUACAUUGGAUGUAUGAAAAUUCUACUUUUCAUAGUCUUCUCUUAACUAACUGGCAUAUUGAACAAUAAUAUUCUUCCAUCCAACCUCCCGCUGCCGAGUUAAAGGAUUAUAUAACCUCUAUUCAUUUUUUCUGUUCUGAAAUGGAAACUCUUUAGUUUUGUGCUUACUAUGUAAUAUUGUUCUACCAUCAAAUAUGAUGUCAUCUCGUUACAAUGUCGACCUUAACUUUUAAAUUGUAGUUAUACGUUCCCUAUGACUGGAAACUAUUACCCCUGCUGCUUUCCUGUAUUUAUUUAAAAUGUUAGCAUGUAUUAUACUUGCUUCCAGGUACUGAUGGUGUGUUGAAUCUCACAUUCAUAUGGAACAGUUUAACAGUGCAUAUAGACAUUAUAUGACCUCAUUGCUUUCGAAAACUAUGGGUGGUUUUUCCUGCUAUUUUUAGUAUUACUCGUUCCCCCACCCCCAGUUUCAAGGUGCAAAAUUGUAUGUUUGUUUGGACUGUUUUUGAAGACCUUAAUCAUUAAUGUCACAUUCAUUUAGAAUUCUAGAACAGUUUUCUAGCAUUGUGUUCUAUAUUUAGAGAUAUUAACCAACCCUCAAAUUUUGACAUACUUAUAUGAGACAUUCUUUGUUGUGUGGACUAUUUUAAUAACAAAGUAGAAUAGAAAUAUGUUUAAUGACCUUUAAUUUCACAUCCGAUUUAUACAGAUGGUAUCAUGUGAAUAUGGCCGCUCAUAAACAUGGCUCUCACAAAGUUUAGAAACUAGUUUGUUUGAAGUAGGAGCCAAAAUGUGUAAUCAGAAUUAUUGUUCUGAAUUUGUUGGGAGCCAUUAAUAGAAACAUAGAAUGUGACGGCAGAUAAGAACCAUUCGGCCCAUCUAGUCCGCCCAAUUUUCUAAAUACUUUCAUUAGUCCCUAGUCUUAUCUUAUAGUUAGGAUAGCCUUAUCCUUAAACUCCUUUACUGUGUUAACCUCUACCACUUCAGCUGGAAGGCUUUUCCAUGCAUCCACUACCCUCUCAGUAAAGUAAUACUUCCUGAUAUUAUUUUUAAACCUUUGUCCCUCUAAUUUAAGACUAUGUCCUCUUGUUGUGGUAGUUUUUCUUCUUUUAAAUAUAGUAUCCUCCUUUACUGUGUUGAUUCCCUUUAUAUAUUUUAAUGUUUCUAUCAUAUCCCCCCGUCUCGUCUUUCCUCCAAGCUAUACAUGUUAAGAUCCUUUAAACUUUCCUGGUAAGUUUUAUCCCGCAAUCCAUGAACCAGUUUAUUAGCCCUUCUCUGAACCCUCUCUAAGGUAUCAAUAUCCUUCUGAAGAUACGGCCUCCAGUACUGUGUACAAUACUCCAAGUGAGGUCUCACCAGUGUUCUGUACAAUGGCAUGAGCACUAUCAUUCUGCUAGCAUUUCCUGCUUCUCUAUUACAUUGUCUGCCUACCUUUAAGUCAUCAGAAAUAAUCACCCCUAAAUCCCUUUCCUCAUAUGUUGAGGUUAGGACUCUAUCAAAUAUUCUGUACUCUGCCCUUGGGUUUUACAUCCAAGAUGCAUUAUCUUGCACUUAUCCACGUUAAAUGUCAGUUGCCACAAUUCUGACCAUUUUUCUAGUUUACCUAAAUCAUUUGCCAUUUUGCUUAUCCCUCCUGGAACAUCAACCCUGUUACAUAUCUUAGUAUCAUCAGCAAAAAUAUAUACUUUACCAUCAAGACCUUCUGCAAUAUCACUAAUAAAAAUAUUAAAGAGAAUGGGUCCAAGUACAGAUCCCUGAGGUACCCCACUGGUGACAAGUCCAAGCUUCAAAUAUAUUCCAUUAUCUACAACCCUCUGUUGCCUGUCACUCAGCCACUGCCUUACCCAUUCAACAAUAUUGGAAUCCAAACUUAAAGAUUGCAGUUUAUUGAUAAACCUUCUAUGUUCAACAGUGUCAAAAGCCUUACUGAAAUCUAGGUAAGCAAUAUCUACUGCACCACCCUGAUCUAUUAUUUUAGUUACCCAAUCAAAAAAAUCAAUAAGAUUAGUUUGGCAUGAUCUCCCUGAGGUAAACCCAUGUUGUCUCUGAUCUUGAAAUCCAUGUGUUUUAGAUGUUCAUCAAUCCUAUCCUUUAACAUGGUUUCCAUCACUUUCCCCACUACUGAAGUAAGGCUUACUGGCCUAUAGUUGCCCGACCCCUCCCUAUUACCUUUCUUGUAAAUGGGCACAACAUUCGCUAACUUCCAAUCUUCUGGGACUACUCCUGUUAACAAUGAUUGGUUAAAUAUAUCUGUUAAUGGUUUUGCUAGUACACCACUAAGCUCUUUUAAUAGCUUAGGGUGUAUUCCAUCAGGUCCCAUUGACUUAUUUGUCUUUACUUUUGACAGUUGAACUAGAACCUCUUCCUCUGUAAACUUACGUGUAAUGGCCAUGUGGUUGGGACAAGUUAUGAUGGCAUGGUUUUAAUGUAGGUUUCUUAGUAUCAGUUGUUCUAUUAUUGCAUUAAAGUAGAUAAGACAUAACGGUUUGAUUUUCUAAUAUUAACAGUGCUCAAUUCUCUACCAUUUAGGAGUUAAAUCACUUUUGUUUCUGUUUAUGCAGCACUUGGUCCAUCUCAACUGGCUGUGACUCACACAGCCUGCAUGAAAACAUGUUUUUUUAAUUUUACAUUAUGAGAUGUAAUUUUACAAUUAUGAGAUGUUAACUUGCUUUAGAUAUUUUAUCUCCUACUCCGUAAAUUGAACUUUAACCGCACACAGGAGCUUCCUGCAGGGUCUAAAAGGCUACUAACGGAGCAGGAAAGAACAAAUUCUAAAUAAAACAGAGUGUACAAUACAGAAAGUAUAAACUUUAGAUCUCUCUUUGCAGCAACUGAUUAGGAAGACUGUGCAAGUCACAUGCAGGGAGGAGUGACAAGGGCUAUGUAAACAAAGUGAUUUCAUUCCUAAAGGACAAAAAAAAUGAGCAGGAAGAUUGCAGGGGUUUCAUCUUUACACCAACCUUAUUAACUAAAAGUUGUUUUGGUGCCUAUAGCAUUCAUUUGAAUUAGAAAUUCACUUUAAAUUCUCACUUUAGGGAGUAACCCUGUAAUAAUAGAAUAAUUACAUUUUUACAGCAUGAGUAGAAUCCGCUUAAAAAAAAACACUAAGGUUAGGAAUACAAAUUUAUAAAUACUACUUUACCCAUCUUAUCAGCCUUAAAUAAGUAGAAAACGUACCUUUAUUCCGGCGGGAUGCAGCUCUGGGUCUUCCCCUGAUCCGCCUCUGUGGAAAAUCUAACACUUUCCCAUCGGGAUGAUAUUGAGCAAGUGUGGAAAAAUGCUGCGCUGGGUAAUCCGCAUCUCCAUGAAGACACAGGAAGCACCUCUAGUGGCAGUCUGAGUGACUUCCAAUGGAGAUGUCCAUAGGCAGUAACGUACAAGAAAAAAAGGCCUGCAAAGCGCUUAAUGUUUACAUGAAAUAGCCUGCAGGGACUGACUCUACUCACCACAACAACUACAUUAAGCUGUAGUUGUUCAUUUGACUAUAGUGCCCCUUUAAGCCUAUACUGUUAAGAGUUCAUUUUCUUUUAGCAUUUGUUUUUCAUCUCUUUUCCCAUGCAAGUUUAAAAUUAUGGCUGUCAUGUACCAUGACACAGUUCUUACCUACACCUUCUCUAAUAUCACAACCAUAAUGUUAUUGUUUAAACCCAAAUUAAUGUUAUAUUGUUUACAACUAAGACUCUGUUUUUCUGCUCUCUGUGCUUUUUGUCAUUUUUUUGUCCUGCUUACAUUGUAUUUUUAAAACAGAACCUGAGACGAAAUGUGAACUUGCUGCAGAAACUUGUAAUGCAAGAGUCCCUCUCAUGCCUUGUAGUCAACCUUUACCCUGGAAACGAAGGUUACUCACUGAUGCUGCGAGGCAAAAAUGGAUCAGGUACCAGAAAACUCUGCUACCUUGUACAUGUAACUGUUCUGAGAUAUUCUCAUUUGGCCAGAGUUUUGUCAGAUCCAUUUCUUGUGAUGACAGAAUAAAAUGAUUAUGACUGGAAUGUUUAUGCAUUGUUAGAUUGUGCCUACAGUGGGGGGCCAUUACAUUGCACCUGUAUGUGACUCAACAGCAGUUAACUAUAAUGAUGAGCUUGGGGAAAAUAUUUGGAAUUCUCUUGAACUUGAGUGGAGGAGACAAAAAAAAUUAUUUGUUGAAAAACAAGAAUAUCUAUUUGAAGUAUCAGAUGCAUUCUGGCACUUUCUUAAAUAAAUGAAAAUGUUAAUCUUUUUUUUUUUUUUUUUUUACUCUUAAGCCACAAAAACAUCAUUUUGUUCUGUAAAUACCACUUUCAUGAUAUAGAUAUUAGAUGUUCUAUAUCACACUACUGUAGUCAAUUUAUUAUUAAAUUAUUGCUGUUACUCAUCUCACUAUGGCCUCGAUUUUAAUAUUUUUGGAUAAAACUUUCAGAUGAUCACGAUUUGUUAGAUGUGCUUUUCAAAUGAAUUAUCUACAAAAAAUCCCAUAGAAAAACUUUUCAAGUGCUUUAACUACAGAAGUCCCAAUUAAAGUCUAACAAAUUUUGAUCAUUUGAAAAGCUUAUGUUAAAAUAUAAAAUCAAGGCUUAUGUUUGCAUUAUGUAGAACUUUUCUUUUUAUUGGUGAAGCAAGCUAUGAUCACAUAGUAAUCAUAAAUUAUAUAAAAUGGUAUUGCUUCAUAUGCAAAUUAUGCAAAUUUUAUUUUGUUGUGCAUUUAGCUUGUAUAUUUACAGUAGUGCAUGUUGUUGUUAAUCUCCCACAAUAAAAAAAAAAAAAAAAUCAUUUCACUAAUGGAUAGUAGAAAGGACUGCCAAAUUAAAUGGACACUCCACUGCUCAAAUCCAAAAAACAAAACACAAAAAAAUUCACUGUUUUGUAGAUCUGCCUACAAUGAAAACGUGCAUGCAUUUCAUUAUAUUUUUUCUUUUUUCACUUAAUUUCAGCCAGGGUGUUUUAACAAUGUUCAUUGAUAAAAGUGCCAAUUUCUAUGGAAAUCUGAACUUUUUGUAAAAUGAAAAAAGAGGACACUAUAUUCACACCUAGAGCACGACAGCAUAGCAAGCAAAGGUUCUUUAGGGGUCUGGAGUGGUCCUUUUCUCUGUUAUACCAAGAGAUAGAUUUAGCUUUACAGUAAAAGGAUUUGUUGCCAUUUCUAUUAUAUUAUAUUAUCAGGUCUUACUUGCAGUAAAACACCUUAAAUUGUUUUGUGUGUGCAGGUUAGAACGUCUGGACAAGGUGGAUAAGUUGAUGAUUUUAAUUCUGUUUUCUUGAACCCCCUCCAGACUCAGAAACUAUCAGGCUCCCAUACGAAGAGGGAGAGCUUUUAGAAUAUCUGGAUGCAGAAGAGCUGCCUCCAAUUUUAGUAGAUCUUCUAGAAAAGUCCCAGGUUUGAGAACAUUAUUUGCUUUUUGUUGUUUUGUUUUCAAUAGCAAAAUUACCCAUAAAUGUAAAUGUGUAUCUAUCAAAAAAGAUAGCAUUAGUUCUGUUUUAUUCGCAGACACCUUCUUUUGGAUUUUGGUUCCAAAAACAUACAUGUUAAAGGACCACUAUAGUGCCAGGAAAACAUACUCGUUUUCCUGGCACUAUAGUGCCCUGAGCAUGCCCCCACCCUCAGGGUCCCCCUCCCGCCCGGCUCUGGAAAGGGGAAAGGGGUUAAAACUUACCUUUUUCCAGCGCUGGGCGGGGAGCUCUCCUCCUCCGUUCCUCCCCGUCGGCUGAAUGCGCACGCGCGGCAAGAGCUGCGCGCGCAUUCAGCCGGUCACAUAGGAAAGCAUUCAUAAUGUUUUCCUAUGGACGCUGGCGUGCUCUCACUGUGAAAAUCACAGUGAGAAGCACGCAAGCGCCUCUAGUGGCUGUCAAUGAGACAGCCACUAGAGGAAAUAGGGGAAGGCUUAACCCAUUCACAAACAUAGCAGUUUCUCUGAAACUGCUAUGUUUAUGAAAAAAUGGGUUAACCCUAGAAGGACAUGGCACCCAGACCACUUCAUUAAGCUGAAGUGGUCUGGGUGCCUAGAGUGGUCCUUUAAAUUGUGAAACAUAGGAACAUAGAGAAGAAGCAUAGAAAAGAAAAUAUUUUAGACCUCACCUAAAAAGUCCAUGUUGAGCCUGUUCUAAAGAGAACACCAGUUCACUCUUUAAGGAAUCCAUAGGCUGGAAUGAUAGAUUUAUGAAAAUAAAGAGUUGGGGAAUGGGCUCCAUAUUCAACCUGAUCUAUAGAUUGUAUAGAAUAAAUUAAUCUUCUCAUCCUCAUCAUUUUCAAAACUUGAUAUUUGUAAUAUUAAAGGACCACUAUAGGCACCCAGACCACUUCAGCUCAAUGAAGUGGUCUGGGUGCCAGGUCCCCCAGGUUUUAACCCUGCAGCUGUAAACAUAGCAGUUUCACAGAAACUGCUAUGUUUACACUAGGGUUAAUCCAGCCUCUAGUGGCUGUCUCAUUGACAGUCGCUAGAGGCGCUUUCGCGCUUCUCACUGUAAUUGUUUUCCUGACACUAUAGUGGUCCUUUCAUUUCUAGAAAACUUUAAUGUUUAUAGGAUGUAAUAGCACUACAAAAUCAGGAGCUGUUGGUAAUCCACAAUUUAGACCAACAUAACCAAGUUAUAGAAAUUCAUCCAAUUCAAAUGUUCUUCCAUUUCUGCUACCUUGACAUAAUAUAUGAAUGUCACUUGUCAGCUUCUGAUACUGCCUAACACUUUUGGAUAGGGAUCGACCGAUUAUUGGUUUUACCGAUAUUAUCGUCCGAUGUGCGUUAUUUUCGGCAAUAUCGGUAAUGGCCAAUAGGGAUACAGAUAUUGCCGAUAAUACAUACCAGGGCCUGCAACAAGCUGUUACUUACCUCCCAGCAGCUCCCUUCAUCUCCCAUGUCAAAUCUCGUGUGUCCUGCGGCCGCAGAGCGUUGCCACGGGUUACCAUGGCAAUGCUCCACGCGACACGCAGACCGAAAGAUUUACACAGGAGAGCUGAAGGGAGCUGCUGGGAGGUAAGUAACAGCUUGCUGCGUGCCCUCCCACUGCUCAGUCCAUGCUACUGGACCACCAGGGAAUGCUAUAGCCCCCCUCUCUGGCCACGAGGGAUGGGGGGACAAAAAAAUAAAUAAAACAUAUAAAUAUUAAAAUAAAAAAUGCCUCCCCUCCUGCCCAUUUUACACAAAUUACAUCCCUUCAGAAACACACACACUAUACAAACACACACACACACUGCAUUCAUUAUAUACACACACUAUAUAAACACACACUGCAUUCAUUAUAUACACACACACUACACACACUCUGCAUUAUAUACACACAUACACUACACACACUCUGCAUCUUAUACACACGCUCUGCAUUCAUUAUAUGCACACACUAUACAAACACACACUCUGCAUUCAUUAUAUACACAGACUACACAAACACUGUAUUCACUUUACGCACACUAUACACAAAUACUGUAUUCACUUUACGCACUCUACACACACACACUGUAUUCACUUUACGCACACUACAUUCACUAUACACAUACUACACACACACACACUCUGCAUUCACUAUACACACACACUCUGCAUUCACUAUACACACACUACACACACACUCUCCAUUCACUAUACACACUACACACACACCCUGCAUUCAUUAUAUACACACUACACAAACACACACUGCAUCCACUACACACUGCAUCCCCUACAUGUGGCAUGUAUGUUUUGUGCAUUUACCUUUAGAAAUAGUUUAUUUUUUCAAAAUGGUAAAUGUACAGCAUAUCGGCGAGUUAUCGGCUAUCGGCCUGAAAGUUCACAGAUUAUCGGUAUUGGCUCUAAAAAAACAAUAUCGGUCGAUCCCAACGUUUGGAUAAACCUUUCAAAUUAUCACAAUUGUUAGAAAAGAAAACUUUUCAAAUAAUUUAUCUGCAGAAGUCACCAUUUACGUGUUUGGAAAUCUUUGUAGAUCAAUCAUUUGAAACGUUUUUCUAUCAAAUUGUGAUCAUUUGAGAAGCUUAUCCAAUUUUAUUAAACAGAUGCCAUAGUGAAUAUCCUUGCGUGUAUUAUUAUACCUUGUUGUUCCUCCUUUUUUUUUAUCCCCCUCUAUAUCUCAUUCACACAGGUAAAUAUUUUCCAUUGUGGGUGUGUCAUAACUGAAAUUCGUGACUACAGACAGUCUGGCAACUUGAAAUCACCCACGUAUCAGACAAGACAUGUUCUUUUACGUCCAACCAUGCAGGCAAGCAUUUUAUUGUUCUGCCAUUAACACUGUGACAUCAGAUCUGCUUUCUUUUUUUUUUUUUUUGUAUAUAAGAAGUCUCACACAUUGCUGCUAUAAAAGGGGCAACAGGGAAGAGAGGGGGAAACUGCAAGCAGACAGUAUAUAAAGUGGUGGCCAUUGGGUUGUUUAUUUCUGUGAUUUAUUGCGCCAAUUGGGGAGAUUCACUGAUCUUCUCCUCAAACCAUCUUGGCACACUGGGCAUUGGCCCAGUUUCUCAGUGAUUAGUCCAUGCCUGAUCAUAUUUGAGGUUAUGUUAAUUUAUCCAGUUAUGUUUGGUUUCCUAAAAUGUAGUUAUAGUGUGUAAAGAGAGCUGUAACUAAUACAUACACAGCUUUCUGGUUCCCUGAUGUAAAUAAAAUUGUCAGAAUAAAAUUUAUUAUUUUAAAAGUCAUUAUUAUAUUUUAUAUCCAAUGUGCAAGAGUACAAAGUGAAAACAACAAAUCAUGUGUCCAUAAAGUCUGUUACUGCCCGGAAGAAUUGCAUUUUUUACUCCCAAGCCUUAAUUGUUCAGGUAAACUCUUUUAAAGAAUGUGGUAUGCACAUGGCACUAAAUGUUGUUGUUUUUUUAACCUCACUGAGUAACCAUGGAGACUCUAGAGUAUAAAAAAUGCAAGCAUAGCAGAAUCAUAAAAAAGCAUAAAAAGUAUGGCUUUUGAGCAAUCUUUUUGGUUUCAAGUUUCAUUUACCUGUUUAUGUUAAAUCUCCUAUAUUUAAAUUCUGUAUCGUAAUAUUUUUUAGUAAUUGAUAAUCAAUCUUUUGCCAUAAAAGAAUGUUUGAAAAUGCACAUUUUUUUUUAUUCUCUGGAAGAUUUUGUUCUACUCGGAAACCUAGAUUUCAAUAGCUAAUAGUUUGUAAAGACCCCCCCACCCCCCCCAACACUCCAGGUGACAUUUUCUUUCAAUGGGAGGAGAAGGGAAGGAUUAAAUUUAUUCACCUGACAUUUUCACAUUUUUCAGUUCCACCAUUCUCCCCUCUUCAACGCCUGGUAGACGAUGCUGCCAGGAGAAAUGUCAUCUUUAUACUCUUGCACAUGAAUGAGUGCUCAUAACACGGGCCUGUGGAAAAUCCUACACAUUUAUGGGAUCUUCCACUCCUUGUGCGUGGUGAGAUAACAUAGUCAUCGUCUAGAAAAUGUUUUCCCCCCCCAUACUCCACCAAUUGCAAAGCAAGUCAGAAGUUAAUAAAUAUUUAAUUUUAUUAGUCAACACGUCCACCUAGUAAAUCUAAUCCAAACUUGGCAAAAUUGUAUAUUGCUAAUGCAAAUGUGUAACUCCCAUAUAAACAAUCCGUUAAGCAAAAGGCUGUAGAUGUAGUCAUUAUGGUGCUUACAGCAUCCCUUUAACCUUACGAAUGACCGACCCACUUUAACUGAAAGGGGUAAAUCAUUCCAGCAAAGUUAAAAUUUAUAUUUUCUUCAAACCUAUCUGUUUUGGAAAUGGAGAUUCAUUUUGUUCAUGUGACAUGUAUAGCAACAAUGUUUUUUUUGUUAUUAAUUAAAGCUUGUUAUUGUUCUUCUUAGUCAUUUCAGCUUUUAGGUUUGUUUGAUUCUGCUUUAUCUUAUUUAAUUCCUUUUUUUGUGCUUGCAGACUUUGGUUUCAGAUAUACAUGCUAUAACUAGUGACAACCAUAAGUGGACACAGGUAAGUCAUCCUUUUUUAUGGACAUUGCAUAACUGCACACUGCCGUCAUUAUACGUGACCAUCCAGCAUGAUUUAUUGAAAUAUUCUAUUCUAAGCAAAAAAAAAACAACUGAGCUGAAGGAAGCUAUAGGAUCACUCAUAAAGGGGUUAACCCAUUCGCCUAAGCGAUAAUAAUAAGAAAAAAAGGGAAGAGAGAGACGAGUGACCUAAUAAUUAAAAUAUAACUUUUAAUAAAUUCAUUAAAAAUAGUAAGGAUAAAUGUCCAAAUACUAAAAGUACGGAGUCCUAAUCAGAAAUAAAUGUAUAAUGAAAAGAAUAGUAUAUCUAACUAAUGGAAAUUGCCCCCCAAAAUAUAGUGAUAGAGGUAAAUAACCAAUAAACAAUAUAUAUAUAUAUAUAUAGACUCAAAGCUAAAAAUAGUAAAUAAUAUAGUUGGGAGGUUCUGUUCAGAAGUUUUCAGAGAUCCAAUCCCAAAAUGAAUUAGCAAAACUAAGUUUUGCAAUCACAGAAAGUAAGAGUAAUGUUGUAGCUAUAAAAAUGUUACAAAAAUAAUUAUUAUGUUACAGAGACAAUUCAUAAGUGAAAUAUAAAGUGACACUUUAUAUAACUGCUAGUCAUGUUCCAAUGAAUAAGCUGCCUCUGAAAUAUAAUGUAACAUUUAGAGCAACUGAUAAUGCUCAAAUACGUAAACAGCAUCUGUGGGGAGAGAACAAAGCCGUAAUUGGAGUGGGAGCAAAUAAAGGAGUGUUAUGUCCCAAUCGUGAAAUCUAUCAUGAGUAAAAGUACUCGUCACCUAAUGAUAAAGAACCCCCAAACUUGCUAUUCAGUGCAUACACGUCAGAAUAUGUGCUCAGGGACCGAGAUAGACAAAUUUGUCUCGGUAAUAAAUAGUGAUAUUGUAGUUACAAAAGUCAAAAUAAUUCAAAGUCCCUGUGAGCCCCUGACGCGCGUUUCGCCCACAACUCAUCAGUUCUGAACAUAUUCAGUUCUGAUGAGUUGUGGGCGAAAUGCGCGUCAGGGGCUCUCAGGGACUUUGAAUUAUUUUCAGAAAGGAGACUGUCCUGGCACUGGAUUACAGAUAAUUUUAUAUAUAUAUAUAUAUAUAUAUAUAUAUAUAUAUAUAUAUAUUUCAUAUUUUUUUCUAUUAUUUAUUUUUUAAACAAAGGGGGGCCCAAGUAAUUGAAGAAAGAAACAAAUAAUAUAUUUGUUUUUAAUGUUAGAGUGUUCAUUAAACAAAAAUUUAAGUAUCGCUAUAGUGAUCGUAGUGUUUGGAGUGUCCCUUUAAACGGUACUUACACAACAAUAACUGGGCACAUUUUGGAAGAAAAACAAACAUUAAACAUGGGUAUAUAAAGCAUCAAAUCAGAUAGCAGAGUGUGUCUCCAGUGAUGUAUUAUAGCAGCUUGAGUUGGUUUAGUAAAUGUGAUAAGACUUUUUCGUAUAAAAGCUUACUUGCUUUUAAAACAGCGUUUCUGGUGAAUAUAACUCCCAGCUGGAAAGGGCCACAUGUAUUUAUAUCAAAUGUGAUCGUAAAUUAUAGUCUAGCAUUUCAAUUCAUUUGUAGAAAACCUUGUUUUUGUUUUUCCAAAUGUAAGGUUAUAUUGAGUGUUUACUAAAAUAAUGAGAAUUGCUUCAAUGCAAAUCAUACCAUGCACUGUCUUUUUCGAUGUAUAGGAAGACAAGCUUUUAUUAGAGAGCCAGUUAAUCUUGGCAACAGCUGAGCCUUUAUGUCUUGAUCCUUCUAUAUCGGUCACCUGCACUGCAAACCGCCUUUUGUUCAACAAGCAGAAGAUGAACACAUUCCCAAUGAAACGGUAAGGAUGUGUUGUUUUUGGUUGUGCUUUGAUUUUCUUUUUUUCUCUGCCUCUUGUUGACAUCUAUGUGCAGUGCAGGCUUUAUUUAUUUCCUGGAAACCAAUAUGGUAGUUGAGAUGAAGAAAAGACCAAAGCUAUCACAUUCAAUCUGAUGCAGAGCUGUGGCUGCUUUUGAUCCCCCAGAGCGCAAAAAGUGAACAAAAGCAGAGAUAGCUUAAAUCCGGAGUAGAGAUCCCAGUAAAGCAAUACCAGCCAUGCUUACUUAGCACUUAUGUCCUGUCAGACUUAUCUUUGCAAAAGCAAACCUGUUUUUGGUCCGAGUUUCCUAAUGAAGCCACCAUCAUAUCUGCAGUUACAUUUAAAAAUAGUUUUUUUUUGUUAAGUGCCACUUUACUAGUUUGCAUAUCAGAGAUGUUUUCCUGCGAACCGUUUGACGUCUUACCUAGUGUAUGACGCUUCCUGCCUCUUCACUAGCCAGGGCUCAUUGCGCAAAAGUGGUCAGUUUGGCACUCUAAACCAAUUAACUGGCUUUUCACAGCUGGGCUUAGCCUAGGAGAGCCAACUAUGCUUCUAAACAGUAACUUUCAACUGUCUUGUCCUCUGAGAGAAGGCAGGUAAGAAGUCAAACCAUUCUAAAAUGGCAUGGCUGCUUUCAAUAGGAGAGCGCCGGGGCACUCAUGGCACCAUAACUACCACACACACGUGCUGUAGUGAUUAUGGUGUUAGGAACAUUCAUUUACAUGUGAUUAGUAAAAGAAUAAGAUAUGUCAUACACUCGCAUAUUAAAAUGUAGAAUUCUCGGGGGCGGAGUCUGACUGCCAAAGCGGACGGUCGCAUGCGUCUGGAGCUCCGGGCCGCAAAGCUGAUAAACACCCUAUUUUCUGAUACCCAGACCGGACCAACAGGGCCCGACAGCUCCCCCGGGAGCCCUGAACCCAGAUGGGGAAAAAAACAAAAAAAGCGAGACAAGAAGCGCCCCGAAUGGGCAUGAACAUAGGAGAGAUGUGGCGGCAGGCUCGUGGCGCUCAAGGGCCUGGGAUGGCGGCCAUUGCUGGGGAUUGCUCAGACCUCUCGGACGACUUUUCUUGUGGAUCCGAUGAGGGCUACACACCUGCUACGGCGCUUCCCCCGCCGCGGAUCCCGACAACACAGCCGGACCCCGCUCCUGUGAUGGCCGCACUCUUGAAAGAACUGCUGGCGGAUUUACAAAAGAACCUCCAGGCAGACAUGGCCACGAUACGCCAAGACUUGAAAGGCCUGACUGGCAGGAUGGGAGCCUUAGAAACCACCUCACUCUCAGCCAAACAGCAGAUCACCACCCUCCAGCAGGAGGUCCGAGACCUGCGAACACUCAACGGCUCAUAUGAAAGGCGCUUUGCAGCCCUUGAAGACUCCCGCCGUCGGAAUAACAUAAAGGUCAGGGGGGUCCCCGACAACGUACCCGAAGCGGAGCUCCCGCACGUGGUAAGGAGACUACUUGCGGCCCUGCUCACACCCAAACUGUCCAAAACACUAGAGAUAGAGGGCAUAUUCAGGGUGCCCAAACCUGCCCAGGCACCAACCUCUGCCACGAGGGACUUGAUCGUACAAUUCGUUAAAGGGAGAGACAAAGCAACCCUCUUAAAUGCACUACGCGGCAACUCACCUUACUCCUUCGAAGGCAUGGACCUAACCUUUUAUGCGGAUUUGAGCAGCAGCACCUUGGCAUGGCGUCGGGAGCUGCGGCCGCUUACUAUCCUCCUACAGAAGCAUAACCUUAACUACAGAUGGCGACCCUCACGUGCCCUGUCAGUCGCUCAUGGGACUACAACUCACAUCAUCCGAGACCUCCAAGAAGCCAAAACGCUCCUGCAGAAACUGGGCAUUCCCCAACACCUCCUCCACACCGAAGCACCGGAGGCAGCACAGCGACCAACCCACGGCUGGAACCCGGAAACUACGGCGGAAUUUGUACCCAGACAGGCCGCCCAGGGCUUACAGGACAGAGCCAAGACCUGACUUUAUGAGAGACAGCCUAUCACAGGCCCAGUACUGGACCCACGCACUCUGGCAGCCCGAUCCACACAAGGCCCUUAAACCCACAUACCCACUCACAAGCUGAGCAUAUACCGCUCAUUAACCUCCCUUAGAUUGGAGGAAGGUAUCCGCCACGGUUCCCCCCCCCUUAUGAAUAUAAUUAUUUAUUUUUUUAUUUUUUUCUCGUUCACACUAUAUACAUAUAUAUUGUCUCCCCCGUAGGUAUGCAACAUCGCUCCUACUACUGGCAACUCCGAUCCAGCACAACACCUUGCACAACAGCAUCCACACAGGGGAAUUGCUCGCGGUGCACUCUCACUUUUCUUUACUCUCUCCAUUCUAUAUGUGCAACUAGUAACAGUGACCUAGCAGGGUCACCGGGCCCGGUGGCUUUCUCAGCUACGAGUCACCACUUUUUAUCUUCAUGGGAUUUAUGGGCCCUAUCCCAAGCAGAUUACUCUAGCAUGUUCACAUAACUUACACUAUGUAAGCAGUUUAUUUGGGUACUUACAGUUUAGCCUGAUACAGUUAGCUAUGAGAUAGAAUCAGCUGUUAGACCACAUACUAUUACUUACCUAACCUAUGCCUACCUAUAAAAAUUGUACACAAUCCUGCAGCCAUAAUACUUUUUGACAUGGCCUUCGCUUUUUGUAUUUGUCAUAUUGCCUGUGACCUUUCAUAUUUACUCUUGUGCCCUAUAUCAAUGAAGGCAUAUUGUGGUUCAUCUCUCUAACAAUACCAGUCUACUUAGCUUGCCUAAGCUACCCUCUGCAGGACUUCCUAGUCCAUGAAUAUAGUAACGUAAGCUUGAACAACUAACCUGCAAUGUUCUCUAACACCAUUAUUGCCUAUCUUACGCUAAUCCAGUUUCUAUUGUUUACCAACAAUCAACCUAGAUAUAACUCGUUGUUAAGUGUUUAAAAUUUUUUUAAAAAUGUGCAAAGUUUUUUCCACUACCUAACUAACGUAAACCUUUGUUUAACUCUGCAUACUCUGGUUAUUGUGGCACGGUGCGCUCUAUGUGAAAUUCCAUGCACAAAUAAAAUAAAGAAUUUAAAAAAAAAAUAAAAAUGUAGAAUUCUCAAAUUCCCAGUAGGAUUGGCGAGUAAAAGCCUACCAUACAUAUAAAUGCUUCAAAACUGAUUAUAAUUUACUGCAGUUGUGUUAUCUGUCAGCAUAUUAUGCUCUCCUUGCGUAGGAUGAUUAGGAAAUAUUGUGGAUUUGAUGCAGUUGUCAUGUAGUUAUUGCCGGCACAGGCUUUGGCAAAAUAUUUUCUCUUAUUAUCUCUUAAGAGACUUCAAGUAAGCCCAUAUUUAUCUCCUCUGUCAAAUGAUCUCAUAUAGAUAACUGACAUCAAACUAUUCUCUUAUUGCCAGUCCCAUGUCAGCUGGGGGAAAAAAAAGCUUACAUUUUUUCCACUAAGUGAUCUUUGGCAUUCUGACAGGUUUAAUUUGGAAAUCCUUAUUUUGUUAUGCUCCUUAUAAUAUCUGGAAUGUUUUUUGUUUGUUUUUUUUACAUUUAGAAACCUGUUUAAACCCUAAAAAUCAUUUCAAUGUAGAACAUGCAUGUUAGUUUGUUUUUUGGGUUGUGCUGUUACUCUUUUAAUCUGGGCAGUAGUUGAGAUUUUGUGGCCUGAGACAACAUAGUAACAUUACAAUUUCUUUACCUUUGUUGCUCUGGAUAAAUUAUUUUCAGCUAGAGACACACCAUAGUGUUAAAUGGACACUCCAGGCACCCAGACCACUUCUGCCCAUUGGAGUGGUCUGGGUGCCAACUCCCACCACCCUUAAACCUGCAAGUGUAAUUAUUGCAGUUUUCAUAAACUUCAAUAUUUACCUUGAAGGGUUAAGUCCUCCUCUAGUAGCUGUCUAUUAGACAGCCACUAGAGGACUCUUCCGUGUUCAUAGAAACUAAAGUGUGCUAUAACGUCGCUGGACGUCCUCACGCUUUUUUUUUUAUUAUUAUUAUUUUUUUUAAAUUAGAGUUAUUGAGGUGAAGGCUCGUCCAAAUACAGUUCGCAGCAUUUAAAGGGACACUGUGGUUCAGAAAAACCGCUUGGUUUUCCCCCACCCUCAGGGUCCCCCUUCAGCUAUUCACCCUUUCCCCCCGCCGGGCUCCCUUACCUAUCCUCCCCCGCCGACGUCAGCAUCCUUGUCUGACGUCACCGGCGCCGAAUGCGCAUGCGCGGCACUGCCGCGCGCGCAUUCAUAGUGUCUGUAGGAAAGCAUUUAGGUCUCCUCCGCCGCAGGCCGCGCAUGCUCAAUAGGUCUACCCCGCCGGUUGACGGCGGGGGAGGAGCGUGGGCAGACCCUAACCCAGCGCCGAGGUCACUGAAGGGGUUUUAACCCAUUCAGCAACCUGGGAUGGGGGGGUGAGAGGUAGAGGGGACCUGCAGUGCCAGGAAAACGGUUGUUUUCCUUGCACUGGAGAGUCCCUUUAAAUGUUUUUUUGUUUGUUUUUCAUAGGUAUGCCAUAUUAUAACCAAGUGGUCCAUCUAAACAGCCCACUGUGAAAUACCAGGAGUAUUCAAUUUUGAGUUCUUUAAACAAGAUCUACAAAUUUUGUUAUAUCAUUAUUGCGAAAAUAUUUUGUUGUAUAUCGUUCUUUAUUCACUUUUUUUGGUUUGUUUUUAAAUUAGAGUUAUUGAGGUGAAGGCUCGCCCAAGUAGAGUUCGCAGCACUUAAAGGGACACUAUAGCGGUAUUCCUGACACUAUAGUACCCUGAGGGUGCCCCCACCCUCAGGGUCCCCCUUCAGCUACUCACCCUUUUCCCCCGCCGGGCUCCCUUACCUCUCCUCCCCCGCCGACGUCAGCAUCCUUGUCUGACGUCACCGGCGCCGAAUGCGCAUGCGCGGCAUUGCCGCACGCGCAUUCAAAGUGUCUGUAGGAAAGAAUUUUUCAAUGCUUUCCUAUGGACGCUCUGCGUGAUUGAGGCAUAAUAUCAGACAGGGUUAACCCUCGAGGGACCUGACACCCAGACCACUUCAUUGAGCCGAAGUGGUCAGGGUGACUAUAGUAUCCCUUUAACUUUAGAAGGCUCUAUUUAUAAGUACAUGUUAUUUGUGGGCCAGUACAAUUUUUUUUAUUUAAAUAGAAUUUACAUUAUUACAUUUUACUAUUUUAUUUUUAACUUUCCAUGCCUGGCCUUUAGUCGUUUUAGUUACUUUUUGUUUAGAUAGCUGAGCAUCUACAUUUUUUAAUAUGCAGAGAAGUAGAAAGUAAUACACCAAAGUCUUGCAUUGGUAUAUAUUACUUGAUGGUUUCAUAGUGCACAUCUUGAGAACCAUAAAUUUUAAAACCUCCCUAUUAUUUUUUAGUGCCCUGUAUUAUACAUCACGAUGACAUCCUAGAAUAUCCUUCACUUUUAUCCCAUUCUUUACCCCCAGCAUUUUAGCAGUUCACAUUAAUUAGAUUUAUCAUUGAAAUCCUCCUGCAGUGGGUUGCUAGUGUAUAUUUAAAAAACAGCUUUAGAGGGAUCUAUCUACUAGUGAACUACGCCAUUUGUUUUAAUAUUUAUUCACUUAGUUCACAGUGCCCUCUAAUGGCCAAAUGUCUGUAAGAAUGAAGUGUGUAUAAAUAAAUAUAUGUGUAAGAUGUCACUAUAUAGCUAGAGGGAUAUAUAUCUAUGCCAGAUUAGUAAAUAUGGAGCAAUCACAGUGGAAACCAAUAGCAUAUCUCUAAACAUGUAGCACUUUUCACCCAGAAUUGCACCUGUUUUGCUUUGAUAAAUCUCAUCCUAAGUAGUUUUUUAACUGCAUUGCACAUUGUGAUAAUUUGACACAAACAUUUAUACGAUACAGCCUUAAUUUAGCAUUAAUUGAAAUGGUGCAGUGUCAGCCCAGUCUUUGCACUUAAAGGACCACUAUAGGCAUCCAGACCACUUCAGCUUAAUUAAGUGGUCUGGGUGCCAGGUCCAUCUAGGUUUAACCCUGCCUGUUGUAAACAUAGCAGUUUCUGAGAAACUGCUAUGUCUACAAUAGGGUUAAUCCAGCCUCUAGUGGCUGUCUCAUUGACAGCCACGAGAGGCGCUUCCGCGCUUCUCACUGUGAUUUUCACAGUGACAAGAUGCCAGCGUCCAUAAGAAAGCAUUGAGAAUGCUUUCCUAUGGACUGACUGAAUGCGCGCGUGGCUCUCGGAAGGAGGAGGAGAUUCCCCAGCGCCGAGGGAUCCUGGCGCUGGAGAAAAGUAAGGGAUUAACCCCUUCCUCCCCCCCGGCGGGAGGGGGGCAAUGAGGGUGGGGGGGACCUAUUAAUACUAUAGUGCCAGGAAAAUGAGUUUGUUUUCCUGGCACUAUAGUGGUCCUUUAAUGGAACACUAUAGUCACCAAAUUAACUUUAUCUUAAUGAAGCAGUUUUUGAGUAUAGAUAAUGUCUCUGAAGUCUCACUCCUCAAUUAUCUGCCAUUUAGGCAUUGAAUCACUUUUGCUUCUAUUUAUGCAGCCCUAGCCACACCUCUCCUGGCUGUGACUGACACAGCCUGCAUGAAAAAAUGGUUUAAUUUUCAAUCAGAGGUUACUUAUUUUAAAAGUUUGUAUUUCCUGCUCCGUAAAUUGAACUUUAAUUGCAUAUAGGAGGCUCCUGCGGGGUCUAUCAAGUUAUUAACAAAGCAGGAGAUACGAAAUUCUAAAUUGAACUAAAUAUGCAAUAAAUGAAAUAUAAACAUUAUAUGACUUUUUUUUUUUUUUUUUAUAGGAAGUGUUUAGUAAGGCUGUGCAAGACAUAUGCAGGGAGAUAUCACUAGGCCUGUAUAAACAAAGUGAUUUAAUUACUAAAUAGCAGAGAAUUGAGCAGUGAGACUGCAGGGGCAUGAUCUGUACACCAAAACUGCUUCAUUAAAGCUAAAAUUAUUUUGGUCACUAUAGUGUCCCUUUAACCACUUAAGGACACAUGACUUGUGCCAUGUCAUGAUUCCCUUUUAUUCCUGAAGUUUGGUCCUUAAGGGGUUAAGAGCUUUGUUGCUUUAUUUAGGAUUCAGUUUUUAUACAAUACAAUGGUUUUGAAACUUGGUGAUUAUUUUUAUGCACCAUGUCCUAUGUAAAAUAUUUUGAAGCACCUCUUUAUUUUGUCAGUUGUGGAUGAUGUGUAAGGUAGAGAAUACUAGUGCAAACUGGCAGAUGUAUAAGAUUCAAAGGCCCUGCCUCACAUGGAUUGCAAGUAAAUAUUACAAAUGACAAUUGUACCAAGUUUAGCUUACUCUGCUGAAAAAAUCUCCUGAAAAUUCAGCUCUAAUCACUAUGGUACAUUCCAAGCACCAUAAUCAUUGCAGGGCACUGUAGUGGUUAUGGUGCCAGGAGGGCCCUCACAUCCGCCAAUGUAAGUAGUCAGACCAUGUGCUAUCGGUUUGAUUUUACCUGUGAUCCACUGACAGUCAGAAGCUCUCUUCACUGAGCUAACCACUGUGGUCUUAUUUCACUGGCUUGGAUUGAUCAGCUGAAAUGCUCUACUAUUAACUAGCAAUGCACAACUGGGGCUUCCUAGCUUUCACAAAUGCAUGCGUAGCAAGAUCUGCUCUACUUCAAAAAGAGAAAAUAAAGGAUUACACUAGUCAAAUUAGCAAUCCUACAAUCCCCUGAGCAGAUAUUAAGCAUGAUCUACACACUUCCAUGCACACUGGAUUCCAGGGUCACAGGCAUGGUAUUGUGAAUGUCCAUCACUGUACACUCCUUUUAUUGUGAGAUUGCAAGCAAGUAAUUUUGAAUGCAGUUGUAGCCCACUCUGUAGCAAUUUGCACCCAUAUGUUUUCAGCAUAGCGAUUAGAGCUGAAUUUUCAGAUUUUUUUUCCAGCAGAGUCCAAGCUAGCAGAUAUAGGGAAGAAGCAGACUGGAUUAAAGGGUUAUAUUCAUGAUAUCACCCCUGAUUCUAGUCAUAAAUGAACACUCCAGGAAUUAAUCUGCAAACAUUAGUUGUAAUUUGGUUUACUUCUUGUUUGUCAGAUGCCUGUAUGUUUUCAUGCAAAUAGUUUCUCAUCAUAUCUACACACCUUUGUCUACUAUUGUCAAAGCGAAGAGAGGCAUGGCAGGAAAUGUACAGCUAUGUUUUUUAACUUUACUUGAAAAGCUUGUUAUGGUGGGAUUUUCAGGGGAUCAAGAUAUCGAUAAUAAACACGUAAUUAAAUUUCACGAUGAUGUUGUUACCAUUUUCAAGGUGUCUGAAGAGGUUUUCAAGGCCAUCCCUGAACAGACAGCAGGAGAUAUCAAACAGCCUCCCACCAACACAGCUCAGACUUCUGGACUACCUGCAGAAAAGAAAAGAAAGGAAAACCACCACUCCGCAGUAUGACCUAAAAAUAUCAAAAAUCGGAAAUGUAUGUGAAUGGCUGAUAUUCUAAAACAGAUAAAACUAAGCAAAAUAAAUAGUUGUAAUAAUAUUAACAAUGCUUUGUCUGGCUUUUUCAGUGUGUCGACACUUGGAGACAAGCCCCAUGCACAUUGACGGCACCAUCAGAAGUGGAUGUAAGUGGGGGGGUGGGAGGGUGUGUGUGUGUGUGUGUGCAAGUCAUUUACUGUAAAAAAAAAAAUAUAUAUAUAUAUAUAUUUAUUAUAGCAAUUUUAUUUCAUAUUAGAAAUUAUGUACAAGUUGUAGAUUCAAACCCUCAUAACAAGCUUUAAAUUAUUUUUGGCAAAUAUUUGGUAUCAGAUAUUUCCAAAUUCCAAUCCUGAUUUAAAAUGUGUGUGGGUUUUUGUUUGUUAUGUAUUUAUUUGCUUGUUUCUUUAUUUCGUUCAGAGAAAAUACAAGUUAAACACUUAAUUCCAGGAGUAUAAUUUGGAUUUGCAUGCUAGGUAUUAAACAUGUGCAAAAAUUAAUUUUAAGCCAUUUGUUAAAAAUAAAAAUACAAUUUCUAGCAAUCAUUCAGCUAAUCAAUUUUGAAAAUGUGUUCAGUUCAUUCAUAAAUGACAUCAUUUUGUUGUCAUGGAUUUCGAUAGAUCAUUAUCAUGAUUAAAAAAAAGAAAUAUUAAGACAGGAAACACCAAAUAAAAUAGAAAAAUAUGGUAUAAUAGCUGCUACUAUUAUUGCAAAAUAAAUCAUUUGUACAGCAUAGGUUUAAAACUGAAUUAAUAAAUUGCACCUAGCAGUGACAGCACUCUCAAAACCUGAUUAAGCCUUAAGGCCAGUGCAAUGGCUUCCAACCUUGUUUGCACCAAGGCAGAUCUACAUUCAUUUUACCUUAAUCAGCAGCUUCAUUACACAUUUACUUGAAGCCUUACUAGAAAGAUGUCAAGAUCAAAUUGACUUAUUACCCCACAAAUCUAAUAAACUAUUAGUGGUCUGCGCCGAUUAUCAGGCAUAGACUUCCAUAUAAUUUUGUCAUUACUGUCCUAGUAAAAAGGUUUUAAACACAACCAAAUCUUUUCUUUUCUUUCCAAAAUAUAAAUGCGUUUUGUGUUUGAAUGCAGUAAGUUGGAUAUUCGUUAAACAUUGUUAAAAUGCAAUGCUAGAGAAAUGGGCAAACGUUUUCCUCCCUUUCCAUUUAUUAGGUCGAAAAAUAUGCCAAAGUGGAAAAAUCUUUCAAACCUGACGACUCACAACCUACUGUCUGGCCAGCAGAUGUGAGUAAUUAAAUCCUUUUGCCAAUAUUUUUCUUGUCUUGUGUAAGAUGCAUGUGUGUAGUAUGAGUUUAGCUGGCAAGAAGACCUUCCAGAGGAUCUUUAUAUAAUCCACAUUUUAUUCCAGCAGUGCUAUGAUUCUCUCCUUAUAUUAUCCAUUCUGCCAGCAGAGUAAAACUGUAAUGUAAGCUUAACAAACUCGUUCAUUUAAUGGUAUGGAAGUCCAAAAUGAAAUCUACUUCUUUUUUUUUCUAAGCCUUAAAUUUUCUUAGCAUGUGUGUUUGAUGCAGAAUAAUAGCAGAAGGGAUUUCCAAAUCAUUCCUUCUCAGUAAAAAACAAAAAAAACAAAAGAAGCUUGAAAACUCUGUUCACCUCACUUCAUAGCACAGAUAUGUGUGUGGGUGUUUGCCCAUUUCACAAGCUCUAAGAUGAAUUAGAGAGGGACAUCGCAGGUUAUUACAUCUUUUGAAGCGCACGUGGAUUUACACGGAUCCAAAUCAUUUGAAUAUGUUACCCAGUGGAAGUACUUUGAUAGAUAGGAAAAAGACAGCUUUUUAUUAUUAUUUGGGAUUUACUUGUGGGUAAAAAUAUAAAAUAAUAUGUAGAUCAGACUAGACUAUGAUCAUUAGUUGUGCACAGUAAUAGCCCCUUACCUGGUACUGGUAGGAUUUUAUGACACGUAGCAUCAACAAAUCCUAUAUCCGUGCACUCCGCACUGUGAUGGCCUACAACUCCUAGAAUUCUUUGAAUGCAAUAGAUCAGUGGUUCCCAAACCAGUCCUCACGGCCCACCAGCAAUCCAGGAUUUAUGUAUUUCCCUAUUGUAAUCCAAUGGAGAUACUGACAGAACCUGGACUGUUGGUGGGUCUUUAGGACUGGUUUGGAAAACACUUAAAGAGAUGUCUAGAGAACCACAGGAAUUGCAGAUCAGCAACAUCUAGAGGGCUGGAGUUUGAGAAGCCAGCUUGGAAAGAAUGACUGAUAAAUGUGGUCCUAUUCAGCUGUUGUCACCUCGAUGUGCCUGCAAUGCACAUUUGGCCAGAAUCACUCUGUUCUGCUACAGAAUAUUUCUUCUUUCUACAGAAGAUCUGGCAGUUCAAACAAGGUGUGUGGAAACACAACACACACAUAAGGUACAAUUUCAAGCAUUUCCCUUUUUGCGUUCAUUGUUCCUGAGCUGCUCUAGCUGUCCUAGAUUUUCAACAACUGCAUUCAUAACAUUUAUAUAAUUUGUAAUUAUUCAUAAUGAAUGUGGCAAGAUCACCAGUCAUUCGCGUACACACAAUGAACCUCGACUGACAUUAUUUUUACUAUAAUUAAAUUCAUUAUCGAAACCUGGUUAUAGUUUUUGGAGGGUUUUUUUUCCUCAUCAAGAUGUCCAUGCUUUUAAAAAUUCUGAUUGUGUAACUGAAGUGGUUAUAUAUUUACUAUUUAAGUAUUUCCCUAUUACAAUGGCAAAAUAUUAAUUGGCUGUCUCUGCUACGCAAGGUCAGCAAACACCUAAGUUAGAAGCAAGGCGUAGGUAUGGAAGGCUGACCUUCAGAAAGAAGAGACAUAUGACAAAACAAUGCUUAUCUUACUGUGGGAAGAACUGACCUUUAAAAUAUGUAACUGCUCAUUUCUAGCCCUAUUAGAAGCUUAAUGGAGAGUGGGUUAUUCACUUCUUAAAACCGAAAAGUCUAUUUUAAUUUGUAAAUAAUUCAGAUGCUAUUUUAAAUUAUUCCCUUUCCCCUCCCCUCUUUCUAAAAAUUGCAUUAAACACAAUAAAAAUAAUAACAAUCAGCAGCUUUUAGGGGUUAUUCACGUAAGCAGAAUUAAGUUUAACUUAAUUAAGUUUCGAGUUGCCUUUUUUUUUUUUUUACCUAAUACCUGACAGGUGUAAGAAAUAUACUUUUAGUACCACUGUCUAUCUGCCAUAUAGCUAUUGUAAGCAUUUUACUUUAUGAAAUACAAUGCAAUGGUAAGCUAUUUUAAAUUAUUCCUUAUCCCCUCUUCCUUUAAAAAAUUAUAGAAAUAAUAAUCUUUACUGAUAUUACUGUGUUAUUAUGGGCAUAAUCUACCCUCUGAUUAAUUGAACUUGGACAGAAUUCCAUACUAGGUUAUCUUUCUCAAUUUCUGUCCUGUCAGAACUUUAUGUUGUUUUUCUCCACAAGUGCACCUUCCUUCCGAUCUACUUAAAGGGUCACUAUAGGGUCAAGAACACAAACAUGUAUUCCUGACCCUAUAGUGUUCAACCCACCAUUUAGGUUGCUUGCCCCCCUUCCCCCCAAUAAAAGUUUAAAACACACGUUAUUUCCAGCGCCGUGCGGGUCUGCCGUCGCUGGCUCCGCACCCUUUGUUACAUCAUCAAAAUGGCCAAUCCAAUGCUUUCCCAUUGAAUCAAUGCAUCUCUUUGAGGAAAAUUCAGUGUCUCCAUGCAAAGCGUGGGGACGCUGAACCGCAGGGUUACUGUGCAGCCUUGAGCCAGGAAGCCCCUCCAGUGGCUACUUGGAGGUGUCCCUAGGGGCAAUGUAAACACUGCCUUUUCUCUGAAAAAGCAGUGUUUGCAUGAAAAUGCCUGAAGGGAGCUAUUAUACUCACCAGAACAACUACAUUAAGCUGUGGUUGCUCUGGUGACUCUAGUGUCCCUUUAAUCCAUGCAUCAACGAAUCAAUCUCCCGGGAUAAAUAAUAAAAAAACACCACAGGUAAAUCCUGAAUGAUCGAUUUGUCCAGAUGUUGAAUAAAGCCAUUUGAUUCAGAUGAAAUGUCCAAAAAGAUUUUUGGUACAAUGACUCUUACGCAUUCUUUAAAGACAUGAUGUGAAUAAAGUAACCGUGAAUUAUUAAUCUUCUUAUAAGGCAAUGUAGAUGGAUGCAGGUAUCAUAUAUAGUUAGUUUUAAUUAACUGUAAUUCAUUUUAUUAUAAGAAGUAACUAACUAUUUUAGGCAAACAUCAACUUUUAUGAAAUGUAUUUUUGUUUACAACCCCCUCCGUAAGAUUGGUUUACUUUUCAUUUGUAGGAAAUGAAAGAAGACUACCUAUUUGAACUGGAAAGUGGCAGCCCAUUUCAGAAAGCAAAACUCACUGUUUUUCAAAAUAAGGGCAAUCCUUUGUACUAUGGAAAAUUACAGACCUACAAAACCGAAGAAGAAAGUGAAAACCGUUUAUCUCCAUCUCAGUGAGUUCUGUGAAAACCUAUGUAUUACAUAGAGUAAUGGUUCCCAAGCCAGUCCUCGUGACCCAGCAACAGUCUGUGAUUUAUGUAUUUCUCUUUUCUGUUCAAAUGGAGAUACUGACUAAACCUGGACUGUUGCUGGGUCAGGAGGGACUGGCUUAGGAUCCAAUGACAGUCAUAACCUACUUAGUGAAAGCUAUUUGUACCUUUUUAUAUUUUAACAAGUAUUCCAAGAUUAUCUGUAUAUGAUAUUUGCAUGUUAGCAAAACGUAUGCCUGAGUCCCUCAACCAGUGCUUACACAGGGCUGGUUUUAGUAACAUGUAUAAAAACAAAGAAAAUGGUUUCAAACUCCUACUUCCAGAGAGAAAGCUCUGUAUGUAGGUGUAACCUGGAGGAAAGAUUAAAAUGUAUAUAUUAUUAAUUAGAACGCUACACCCAAAUUGUAGUUGUGGUCAGAUUCAAAAUCCAAAGCCUAAACGGCAACGCCUCUUACUACUCAAGUAUAAACAUAUAUCCAGUGCCCCUAACUUUCAGAUUUUAUUGUAUUUUGUCUAUGUAGGGGGGUCGGAUAGUAAUCAAUCAAAUUAAAUGAGUAUUGUAAUUGAGGAUACAGGGAACAGAAGGCAUAAUACCCAAAACUCUGCAAAGAAAAAAUAAAUAAAUUAAUAUAGAGCUAUUAAAGGAUUACGUGUAAUCUUAAAGUCUACAAUCUCACUUUUCCUGGGUUGUGUCAGUACGAUUCUAUAAAAGAAUCCCCAUGGGAGGAUCACAUAUAGACUUGAUGCAAUUAAGCAGAAAAAGGAGCCAAGUUUCUGUACAAAUUGGUCUUGGACAUAGUCACAAUCUAUCAAUGGUGUAACGUCAAAAAUUAUAGUUGGCAACAAUUGCUUAAACAAUCUAAUCCCAUUUAUAUUUGCAGAUGUAGUUUUGCCCCUGAAGCUCUAAAAUAUAUUUCUAAUUUGCUGUCUCUAUUUCAAAGAGUCUUUUGUGGUCCUAAGAGGAUCUUCCUAGUUCAUGAAUUCAAAGUAAUUCAACUUAUUCUAGCGAUCAUUAGAUAUCCACAUACAUAGAUAGAAUUAGAAAAGCCUCUCUCCCUUGUAAACUCGCUAGACAGUCAGAGGAAAAAAAAUUGCAAAAACCUUGAUAAAGUGCUAAUCAAACGAAACCAUGCUUAUGCAGGUUUUCUACACCAUGUGUUAAAGUGCCCUGUGAGAAAGGGUUUGACGAAGGUGCACACGUUCGUGCACCGAAACGCGCGUCAGGCUUUUUCCUUUCUCACAGGAAGUAGGAGUUUGAAACCAAUUUUAUAGACAAAUAGGGGUUAAGCCCCGAGAAAAAGAAGAAAAACUACCACAACAAGAGGACAUAGUCUUAAAUUAGAGUGGCAAAGGUUUAAAAAUAAUAUCAGGAAGUAUUACUUUACUGAGAGGGUAGUGGCUGCAUGGAAUAGCCUUCAAGCUGAAGUGGUAGAGGUUAACACAGUAAAUGAGUUUAAGCAUGUGUGGGAUAGGCAUAAGGCUAUCCUAACUAUAUGAUAAGAUAAGGCUAGGGACUAAUGAAAGUAUUUAGAAAAUUGGGCAGACUAGAUGGACCGAAUGGUUCUUAUCUGCCGUCACAUUCUAUGUUUCUAUGAGACAUCACUGGAGUGUCUCUUUGGUGUGUUAUAUUCAGAGUAGGGGAUUCUGCACAAGCAGACCUCCCUACCCCUACCCUGACUAUCUUAAUUUUUUUUUUUAUAAAAACAAAGAAGCCUCUGCUUUAGCACUGACCUUUACCUAGCAUACAAAUUCUGCCAAAGUGAUUUCAUCCAUGAGAUGCAGAGGGACGGUAAGCUAGGUCACUCCUCCCCUAAACUAUUAUCACUAUUUGGCAUUAUCUACUGCUAUGUGAAGCUGUAACUUUGUUUUAGACCUUAUGGAGCUAGCUCUAAAAUACUAGUGUUUUUUAAACCUUGUAUGGGUAACAUAGUUUUUUUUUUUUAAAGCUUUUCUUAAAGCUUCCGUAGUACAGCCAGCCUUUUGUGAACUGCAGAUAGCAAUGUGUUAGAACAUCAUCUGCUUCAUUAGCUAUAUACCUACGGCAUUUUAAAUGAAGUGCAAAUAGUUCAACAAACGGACUUGUUUAUUAACUUUUUUUCUUUUCCGUUCUAGAUUUCUUAUUGGUUCAAAGACUGACAUUGACAGGUAAUAUUUAGAUCAUAUUAAGAUCUUUAAAAAAAAUGGGUGUCAUGCUUAAAAUGGUGUGGCUGUUUAUCAAAUAGCCAGAUGAAUUGCCAGGAAUUCAAAUUUAAGGUUCAAGUAGCCAAAAUGGGAAAAUUCUCCAAUUCAACUUAUUUUAUAGAUCGUCACCUAGCAAUCAAGCUGUGCAAAUAGGGAAGGAAUCUAAAGACUGGUCCAUAAGGAUUCUUGAAAUGCCUUAAUUACUAAUAUCUGGAGAGGCGGUAUACUUAGAUUUUCAUCCAGAAUUGGCACCUGCACAUGUUAAACGCUGUUAGUGAUUGGUUAAAGAAAUUGAUGUACUGUCACAAACUAUGCACUUGCUUAUAACAUUGCCUUUCUGUAUAAUAAUCUUAGGAAGAUAUAGGCAUCGCAGAGGCAGACUAUUAGUAGAACAUAGCUGAAAGAAUCUCCUGUACAAGCAUUUAAACUAAAAAGGAAAUGCUUAUCUGUUCCUGGAUAAUUAGAGUAAUUGCUUUGUAUGUAAUUAGCAAGUGUCCUUGUCCUGUCUACCCUUAGACCUAGAUCCUACACAGCCCAUCCACUGGACCACCAGGGAAUGAGAGCCCCCCUCCCUGGCCAGUUAACAAGCAGGAAGGGGGGACGAAAAUAAAUAAAUAAAAAUUUAAAUAAUAUUAAAAUAAAAAUAUUAAUAAUAUAAAAAAAUAAUAAUAAUAAUAAAAAAAAAUUAUAAAAAUGCCCACCCCCCACCAAGGCUCUGCAUCACAUACACACACUGCAUUCAUACACACACACAUACACUGCAUACAAACACACACUGCAUUCAUACACACACACACACACUGCAUUCAUACAAACACACUGCAUGAUAUACACACACACACUGCAUUCAUUAUAUACACAAACACUGCAUUCAUUAUAUACACACACUGUAAAUAAAUAGUCAAUUAAUAUAAUUUUGGGGGGAUCUAAUUUUAUUUAGAAAUUUACCAGUAGCUGCUGCAUUUCCCACCCUAGUCUUAUACUCGAGUCAAUACGUUUUUCCAGUUUUUUUGGGUAAAAUUAGGGGUCUCUCCUUAUAUUUGGGUCGACUUAUACUCGAGUAUAUACAGUAAAAGAAGAAAAAACUACCACAACAAGAGGGCAUAGUCUUAAAUUAGAGGGGCAAAGGUUUAAAAAAUAAUAUCAUGAAGUAUUACUUUACUGAGAGGGUAGUGGAUGCGUGGAAUAGCCUUACAGCAGAAGUGGUAGAGGUUAACACAGUAAAGGAGUUUAAGCAUGCGUGGGAUAGGCAUAAGGCUGUCCUAACUAUAAGAUAAGGCCAGGGAAAAAAAUGAAAGUAUUUAGAAAAUUGGGCAGACUAGAUGGGCCGAAUGGUUCUUAUCUGCCAUCACAUUCUAUGUUUCUAUUUUAAGGGGGACACUCUACUGUCCAAUUACAAAACAAAAAUGCUGUUUAGUUGAUAUACUCCAAUGAAAACAUGCAUGCAUUAAAAUAUGCAUUUCUUUCAUUGGGAGAUAUCUAAAACUAGCUUGAAAAAGCUGUAGAUCUCUUGUCUGCUGCCUUUGCGAACACUCCCUUUCCCCGCCCAGACGUUCUGUGGCUGCCCAAUACAGCUAAAUGAAAAGGCUUUGUAAAGCAGAUGCUCUAGGCAAUUGCUGCCUCUUGAUUUUGGUUGCACUUCGCUAACCAAACCAGGAAGUAACAGUACCUGUUUUGUGAUUGACAGCCUGUGGGGUGUAACAAGGUUAGUUUAUAAAAAUGCCAAUAUCUGUUAAAAAAAAACAAAAAACUAAAAAAACUGCACUUUUUGUAAAAUGCAAAAAAAAGAGGAUGCACUCUUCACACAUAAUGUAAAGCAAAGUAUUUUAGGGGUCAAGAGUGUCCCUUUAAUCAGCCUUUUGUCAUCCCAGAACAUUUAUUCAAAAGGUAACUAUGAUUUUCUUAAUAAAUCUUCCAGUUGGAUAGCCACAUCCACCAUGUUUCCCUGGGCAUGUCACUUUUUUAUGCUGUUGCAUGGCACGAUAAAAGUGCUGGUGCUGCUGCAGUGUGUAAAAUUCUGAUUCUGCAGAACGGAUUCAAUUACUAGCACACUGAGGUUUAGUCAUUAAUCCAGCAAUUGUAGAUAACUGAAAAAAUUACAUUUCAAGUUUGAUCCAAAAUUUCUUAACUGUAAAAUCACUCUUAAAUCUCUCUAACUAUUUAAUGAGUAAAUUCAUUGUUAGACCUUGCUCAGCAUCUCCAUUUCAAAUUUGCGUAACAUGCACUAAAGGUACUGCAUUUACAGAUAGUGUAAUUUACAAUUGCUAUCGUCCUAACAGAGUUGUCAAUCAGUACCAUGAUGUGUUUGAAUAUGAAGCUAAAAGUUUGGUGACGAUGACUUACAAUCCAGGAGGCAUGGUCAAUCACAGCCAGCUGUCACCAAGUAGUGAAAUAGAGGUAAGUGAACUACCCACUGUACCACAUUAUUAUGGUAUUUUUAAAUAAUAUUUAUUUCUAUCUUUUUAUUUAUAAGAGAAACAUAAAAUAAUGUAAACCCUGAUGAGACACAACAUUAAAACCACUGACAGGUGAUGUGACUAACAUUGAUUAUAUUGUUACAAUGGCACCUAUCAAUGAGGUGGGAUAUAUUAAGUGUACAGUCAGUUCUUGAAUUUCAUGUGUUGGAAGCAGAAAAAAUGGACCAGCAAAUAAAUCUGUGUGACUUUGACAAAGGAUAAAUAGUGAUGGCUAGACGACUGCGUCAGAGCAUCUCCAAAACAACAAGUCUGUCGAGUGUUUCCAAUAUGCAGUGAUUCGAGGAAGAACAAAAAGUGGUUCAAGGAAGAACAACCAGUGAAUCAGCGUCAAGGUCAUGGGUGGUCAAGCUCAUUGAUUUACAUGGGGAGUGAAGGCUAACCCAUCUCACCCGAUCAUAUGGAAGAGCUAGUGUAACUCAAAUUGCUGAAAUAUUUAAUGCUGGCCAUGAUAGAAAGGUGUCAGAACACUCAGUGCAUCACAGUUUGUUGGAUAUGGGGCUGCCCACAAUGACCCCUGUCCACCGCCGACAGUGCUUUCAAUGGGUACGUGAACGUCAAAACAGGACAAUGGAAGAAGGUCUCCACCUAUGUAGAGAUUACUGGAGACCACGUACACCUCUUCAUGGCAAAGACGUUUCACAGCAGUGGCCUCUGUCAGCAGGAUAAUGAAACCUGCCACACUGCAAACAAUGUUUAGGAAUGGUUUGAGCAACAUGGCAAUGAGUUCAGGGUGAUGCCUUGGCCUCUAAAUUUCCGAUCCAUGGAGAUCCACUGCGUAACUUUCAGGACUUAAAGAAUAUCCUGCUAAUGUCUUGGUGCCAGAUACCACAGGAAACUUUCAGAGGUCUUGUGGAGUCCAUGCCUUGACGCAUCAGAACUGUUUUCGCAGCUGGUUUUUGAGAUAUUUGGAAGGUGGCUUUAAUGUUGUGGCUGAUAAGUGUAAGACCUGGACAUAAGAGACUUAUGAUUUGCAUUUAUUGCGAAAGUUCCACCAUUGGUGUUUACCAAUGAUUAUUGAUUUCUCUGUAUAAAGAACCUUUAACAGAGUACAAUAUAUUUCAUUUGCAGCUAUUGUUUUAAAAAUGAGCUGACUUUGCUGAAUAUGUGUUCCUAGCUGCAGUGUGCUUGCUUUACCUUUCUAUGAGAUACUCUCAAGCUCAUAUCAACUGACUAGAUAAACAAGAUUUUUUUUUUUUUUUACUGUAUUGAUUGAUAAUAAAUACCAUAUAUCAUUUUUUGUUUAUGACAACAAUUAGCAAAUGUCUGUAAAUUGAACUCAUCCGUAACUACAUUAGGCAAUCCCUUGUUAUGUUAACAGCAAUGUCAUUGGUUCUGAAUUGACAUAUUUAUUCUGGACCCAGAGCGGAUUAAGUAAAAAAAAAAAAAAAUAUGUUCUGAAAAGUAGUGCAACCAUGGAACAGGCAGAGUCACCAAUUGAAUGUGUUUGCUGGUUCUAUAAGUUUCCAUGCUGAAUGGUGAAUACUACACUUUUAGUACUUUACACCACGUUUUAGAACACAACACUUCAUAUUUCAUCACCCCCAGAGAGUGUCCACAAUAGCCUUCAAAGUUUGGCAUCUGCAAUUACAUUUUUCUAGGAACUCUGGUUAUCUGACACUUAGAAAUUGUCGGGACGAUGCAAAUCAAACUGCUAUGUGAAGGUGUCCUGGUUUUGUUUAUAGAGCAAUAUAUGACAUCUUGAUAUCACAAUAGCAUACAAUUGUGAACACUGACUACAAAAUGUUAAAACAUCACCAGUGAUGUUACCCUAUUGUUUGCCACAAUUCUGUUCAUUUUCAGCAUUGCAUAGUAAAUAUUUUAAGCAAAUAUCUAACUGAUGACAUUUUUAAUUCCAGCAUUGAUAUUCUGCCCUAAAUGUUGUAGUUCAGUUUUUCACAGUUUAGUAAAUCCCUGAGUGAAAGUACAAGUGAGACGUAAACAUUUCCAUUACUUUAAAAUUGGAUAUAUGCAACACACUUCUCAUAAAACAGAAGUGGUCUAUUCCCAUUAAAGUGGCGGUUUUUGUUUUUUAUAACUUGUAAAAUAUUUUAUUUGUAUGUAUUUUAACAGACUGACAAUAUGCCCGGUUCAAUACAACCAUCUGUUAUGGGCAAGGGUGUCAAGCACAGACCACCACCAAUUAAACUUCCUGCAAACUCUGGAAAUAUUUCUGCAGGUAAUGUUAAACUUACAUUUUUUGUAUUUUUUUUUAUAUCUGCUACUUUUGUUUUAUUGAAAAGGAACAUCCCAGAACAGUGUCAGAGCCUUAGCACAGGAGUCUAGGCAGGAUGCCAGUUGGAGGCCUCCUGCGAAAUCCCCAGGCUCUGUUUUGUUAAUGGAGGCGGCUGAGUGUUGAGUUGGUUGGUUGAGUGUUUGGUGUCUUAGUAUUGUUUGUAUGUGAGUGGUGAGUGGAUAAGUGAAUAAAAGUUUUGCUUAUCUUUUUCCAGUGCAGAGGCUCCCUCAGCACUGCUCACCUUUCUAUCUCCUAGGACAUCAUCGAGGAUGCAUAUGUUGUCUUCCACAAUGACUAAAUACCAUGGGGACCUUAUGCACAUGCGUGGUGACUGUGUUUUGCAUGGUCAUUGCAAUGGAUGCGGCUCUAGUGGCUUUCAGGAAGGCAGCCAGUAGAGGUGGAUUUAACCUUGCAAUGCAAACAUUGCAGUUUCUAAAACACUGUAAUGUUUUACAUCGCAGGGUUAAAAGGACAGGGCAACUGCAUUGAGAUGACGUGGUCUGGGUGACUUUAACGUUGCUUAUUCUGUGAUUCUGCAGUUACACUUGGUCUGUCUGAUCUUGGGGAAUCCUGAUGAUUGCCAUUUUCUUUUUCCAUUUUUGCUUCAGCAGAAUAUUUGGUGUUUUAAUUAAACACUGAAUUGCAGUGAAUUAAAACAUAAAUUAAAGGACCACUAUAGUGCCAGGAAAACAUACUCGUUUUCCUGGCACUAUAGUGCCCUGAGGGUGCCCCCACCCUCAGGGUCCCCCUCCCGCCCGGCUCUGGAAAGGGGUUAAAACUUACCUUUUUCCAGCACUGGGCGGAGAGCUCUCCUCCUCCGAUCCUCCUCUUCUCCUCCCCGUCAGCUGAAUGCGCACGCGCGGCAAGAGCUGCGCGCGCAUUCAGCCGGUCACAUAGGAAAGCAUUCAUAAUGCUUUCCUAUGGACGCUGGCGUGCUCUCACUUUGAAAAUCACAGUGAGAAGCACGCAAGCGCCUCUAGCGGCUGUCAAUGAGACAGCCGCUAGAGGAAAUAGGGAAAGGCUUAACCCAUUUUUUCAUAAACAUAGCAGUUUCUCUGAAACUGCUAUGUUUAUGAAAAAAUGGGUUAACCCUAGCUGGACCUGGCACCCAGACCACUUCAUUAAGCUGAAGUGGUCUGGGUGCCUAGAGUGGUCCUUUAAAAAAACUAAACGGAAAUAACCAAGCUGGAGAAUAUUUCCAAAUAAGUUAUUUUGGCCUAAAUUUUGCAGCUCAAUUUUCGAUUCACUGCAAUUCGACAUUAAGAAAUUAUCAGCAUGAUUGUUAACAUCUAACAAGCUCACUUUAUAUAUGUGGCAGGGUUUUAACACAGAGUCAUAAACAUUUCAGGCUUUAAAUAUAAAUCAUCACCACUUUUUUUUAAUUAUUAUUAAAAUAAAAUGUAAACAUACAAGGUAAUGCCUCUUUCCGCACAAAUUUACUGACCCAUCUUUUCACUCAAUGACAGCUACUGUUUUUAAUUCCUGUUUGCCUGAAAGAACCCAUUUUUCAACCAACUAUUCAGGCAAUAGAGUUCUAGUGCAGAUCCAAAUUUCAUGUACAAGUACUGGAUGCACAAAUGGAAUUUGAACUGCUGAACCACUCCAGUUAAUUGAAAUAGCAUUGUCAGUGCUUUCAGUUAAACAGAUCCGAAUAUAAGGGCUUAAAAUGUCCACAUGCCACUAGUCAUUUGCAAGUGAAUAUUCAGCGCUGGCGAGUAGAAAUUCACCCCUGGUGAGUGUGACGUUGGCCCUCAAGUGGUGAGCAACUUUCAAAGUUUGGCUAGGUCUUGAAGUUUUAGACCCUGGUCUAUGUAAUAAAACAAAUUCUGAGUUUUCCAUUAGAGGAUUAGGGUUUUUGGCCAAAAUUCCUUUGAGAUCUCUUUAUUUUUUUUAGAAUAUAAUUUUAAUGCACAUGUGUUUAAAAAAGAACAUGGUUUCAAUCAGUUGUACUGUAACUUUGUAUCUUAAAAUACACAUGACAUUUUUCACCAUUUUAGGAACAUUACAAAAAUGAUAGUAAGUCCUAUAAAAGAAGAGCAUGUUUUAUUUUUUAAGUUUAUUGACAUUUGAAAUGUAAAACAUUACAAGUGUUCUGAAAUUUUUCAGAUUUUUGUAUGGUAAAACAAUGUGUAAAGGGAUCAUUUUGCUUAUAUGAUUUAAAUGAUUUCAUUAGAAAAUCCAGUGGCUUGAAUUAUCAAAUGAGACUAUUAUUUAUACGUGGCUUACAAUUUCAAGUCGUGAGCUACUAGCCAGGCCUUAAAAGUUACUUACCACCGCAAGCCUGGAGUGUCCAUUUGAGGGCAGGGCCCUUACCACCUUCUGUUCUUGUAUGUCCAACUUGACUUGUUGCAACUACUUGUUUGUUAGUUCAUCUAUGAAUAUGUUGGUGCUUUAGAAAUAAUAUAAACAAAAUAUAUACUACCUUGAUUCCUCCAUUAAAAAUAUACUAUACAAAUGUUAAAGGACCACUAUAGGCACCCAGACCACUUCAGCUUAAUGAGGUGGUCUGGGUGCCAGGUCCAUCUAGGGUUAACCCUUUUUUCUAUAAACAUAGCCGUUUCAGAGAAACAGCUAUGUUUAUGUUAGGGUUAAUCCAGCCUCUAGUGGCUGUCUCAUUGACAGCUGCUAGAGGGCUUCCGCGUUUCUCACUGUGAAAAUCACAGUGAGAAGAUGCCAGCGUCCAUAGGAAAGUUCAGCCGACGAGGAGGAGGAGAGGAGAGCUCCCCGCCCAGCGCUGGAAAAAGAGGUAAGUUUAAUCCCUUCCUCUCCAUCCAGCCCGGCGGGAGGGGGACCCUUAGUGCACUAUAGUGCCAGGAAAACAAGUGUGUUUUCCUGGCACUAUAGUGGUCCUUUUCCUGGCACUGGAUGGAGAGGAAGGGGUUAAAAAUCUUACCUUUCUCCAGCGCCGGGCAGGGAGCUCUCCUCCUCCCUCCUCCUCCAUAGCGACGUCAUUGGCUGAAUGCGCAUGCGCGGCAGGAGCCGCGCGCGCAUUCAGCCAAUUCAUAGGAAAGCAUUUACAAUGAUUUCCUAUGGACACUGGCGUCUUCUCACUGUGAUUUUCACAGUGAGAAGCACGCAAGCGCCUCUAGCGGCUGUCAAGAGACAGCCACUAGAGGCUGGAUUAACCAUAUUAUAAACAUAGCAGUUUCUCUGAAACUGCUAUGUUUAUAAAAGAAAGGGUUAAUCCUAGAUGGACCUGGCACCCAGACCACUUCAUUAAGCUGAAGUGGUCUGGGUGCCUAUAGUGGCCCUUUAAGGUGCCUGUGUGUGUAAGCACACAUUGUUGGUAGUGGAUACUAACCUUAGGAACCUUCAUGUUUCUGAACAUCAUGGAAUAUGCCAUCUGAAACCCCUGGUUCGCUCAGACUAACCAUCACUGAUCUUAGUGGAGGUCGGUUGUUAUACAUACAGAAAGUGAGGAGAUGGGUGAGAAAAUUUCGCAAAGCCAUUAUUUACAAUCUUUCCAAACCUCCGCUCCAGCUUCUACUCCAAGCAGGAUCAUCUCAGACUUUCAUCCUUCUGCAGUCGAUAAAAUGAAUGCAAUAUGGUCAUGAAAUUAAUAAUAACCUGUACAUAUUCCAAGUUAUACUUGAAAAUUCCCUCAUCAACAUAUUGAUUAUUAUGUUGUUUUAAACCUUUUCAGGUAAUAUUUUUAGCUCCCAGCAGGCAAGUGGCCACCUCAAAUCUACAACGCCCCCUCCCUCCAAGCCACCAAGUAUCUCUCGGAAGCAGUCUGUGGACCAUAAUCAAAUUAACAUGGUUUCUCCUGCUGCUUUGUCACCUGCCGGCUCUUCACAAAGUGAGUCACGACCUAAAUUCUCCAUUAAAUCACCAUAGCCCUUUCGUGUAGAGGUCUUCAAGAUUAAAUUCUAAUGGAUUUCCGACACCAACAUGUACGCUUGUGCGCGCGCUAAUGCUUGUAUAAAUCUGGCAGAAUUUUAGAAAGGUGUUCUGUUAAAUGUAUGUAUUUUAUGUUUAAUGUAACUGUCCCUUUUUUUCUGUAUUUUGUAUGCACCCUUUGUGUAUACGUAUUAAUCAUGAUAUGACGCUAGAAGAUUGGUGUUUUUUAUAUGCUUUAAAAAAAAAAACCCACAAAAAAACAAACCAGAUAUGAAAUGUGACUAAAUGAUAACAGUGCACUUUCUUGAUUGUGUAAGAGAACGUUGAAGGACUUGCCUUUUUGAAGCUGCUGGUUUUAAAGGUGCUGUUCCGCGUAGUCAAAACAUAAACAGAAUAUUGAUUUUAAGUGAAAAAGGAGAGAAAAUUAAGCAAAUAUGUCGAUUUUCUUCCCUUAAUAGUUUUGUAUGCAGAAAGAUAACAGCCCAAUAGCUCUGGUACAGUAGUAUUUAAGCUAUCACUGCUCUCUCCUGUGUCACAUGACUGCAGUAUUAAAUUAGUCUGGCCAGACAAUACUUAUAUUUAUCGAUAUGGCCGGCUAUUAUAUGUGUACACAGCUAUUUCUCUGAGUAGUGUGGGGAUUUUGAAAUGUAAUAAUGUUGAUAUUUCUAAGGCAUUACUUAUUUAUAUUGUAUCCAAUAAGUAGGGUAGAACAGCAUCUUUAAAGAAAUGUUAAAUGAAGUUAUUGCAGCUUUUUUUUUUUUUUUUGUGUAUGUAUAACUGAUAGCGAGUCGAUUGGUGCAAUAUUUUAUAUGAUGACAUUUGAACCACAUUAUUUUAUGCUUUUAUAAUUUAUCAUUGCCGCUCAGGCAUUAUAAUGAGUGCAUGAAGGAUGCUGGAUAUGUAAAAGUGUCCAAAAGUCAUUGCAAAUCCAGACACUUCUUUUGUGUUGGAGCCAGCUGAGUGUCGUGAUGCUGGCUGCCGCAGGCAACUCUGGCUCAAAAGCAGGUUAAAAGUGAAAUGAAUGGUUGCAUAUAUGACUUCACUUUUGUGUUUUUCUUUUUGUUUGUUUUUUGUUUGUUUUUUGUUAUGUUUUUUUUUUUUUUUUAACGUUGCAUGCAUUGUGUGAAACCGUUUGAAAACUGUCAUGUAUUUAACCAAAAAGAGAACUGAAUGCAAAUGACAAAUUUUCCUUUUUGGAAGAAAAAAAAAAAAAAAUGUGUGCUUCAAUUGCCAACAUAUGACCCAUUACGUACAUAACAUUUUAUAUUUAUCUGAUUUGUUUUUGUCAUUAAAUGGGUUUGAAGCAUUUGCGACCUGUUAAUAAGUGGUUUUCUUUCUGUCUUUUCGUCGGGUACUAGUUUAUACCCUUGCAAGUUCUUAUCUGUGUUGCAUCUGUUGAAGCUUUUAUUGGAGUCAGAUUAGCGCCUUCAGUGUAUUUCUUAUUUUUUCUUUUUUUUUUUGUCCUUUUUUUUUUGUCCUUUUUUUUUUUAUAAGGUGAGAAAUAAUUGACAAUACGGUUUUAUUUUUUAUUUUCCUUUUUUCUUUUUUGGAACAAAUUGGGUUUUUUUGUACUAGCACUUUUUAUUUUUCUCAAUGAGCAGGAUCUGGAACUCCCAAACCAUCUACUCCUACACCAACCAACACCCCAUCAUCGACACCGCAUCCUCCUGAUGCUCUGAUCUCAACUCCUCUCACCCCUUCUGCCACCCCCACACCCCAAGACUCGAGCUUUAAUUCACAACCCACUUUGUUAACACAGUUUGCUCAACAGCAAAUGUCUCUGGGUCAGGGAUUGCCUGUAAUGACCAUUCCACUGUCCACUAUGGUCACGACUCUAACCACAGGAACUUCCUCAACCCAAGUCAUGACCAACCCAGCUGGACUUAACUUCAUCAAUGUAGUUGGCUCUGUAUGGUAAGUUCUUUGCUUUAUGGUGUUUUGUUUGUGCACUGGUUACUCGUGUUUUUUUUUUGUUUUUUUUAUUUAAAUAUGUAUAUUGGUGUUACAUUUUAAUUAAUUUCAGACAUUCUAUGGGGUUUUUUUCUUGCUAUAUGCAUAUUGUAAAAUGUGCUAUGUUUUGUCAAAACUGAGAAAUAGAUUGAACAGCGUUCUUUAAACAUUUAGUUAAACACUCUUGUAAGUUUGGAACCAUUUGAGCUUAUGUCAGAUUUUUCAGAAUCUCCUAUGUUCACAGGCAUCUGCAACUUAUUUUGUGCUCCAUUUCAAAGUUAUAUAUCUUUUAAUUGACCCUCCCUUUGUCUAAUCCUAAAGUAAGACACAUUCAUUUUCAAAUUUAAGAAACACCUUAGGCUCCUUAUCUCAAAAUCUCAUUUGUAGCUGAACUCUUUCUCUUUACUGUUUUGCCAUUGGUAAUUCAUAAAGACUACAAAUGUGGCACCCAUUGGCCAAUAUUCAUGGAGUCACAUGCUAAAAAUUGUGUGAUGGCUUGUACAUCAUAUCUUCCACUGGUGACUUGUAAGUAUAUAAAUUAAUAUGUCCUUUUUGUCAGAGCCAAGGUAUAGAUCACGGGUGCCCAAAAGGUAGAUGUUGUAGAACUGCAACUCCCAUAAUGUUUUGCGUGUCCUUGCAUUCCUUUAGAACUGUGGUUUCCAAACCAGUCCUCAAGGUAUGCCUACCAGUCCAGGAUUUAGGGAUUACCCAGUUGUGUCUAAGGUGUUUUUAGAAAGGAAAAAAAAACCUCUUGACACAACGUGGUAAUCCCUAAAUCCUAGAUGGGUAUGGUGCCUUGAGGACUGGUUUGGAAACCACUGCUUUAGAAUGACAAGACAUCAUGGAAGUUGUAUUUUUAAAACAUCUGGGGAUCUACCUAUUGGCCACCCCUGGUAAAGAUUAACUGUAUUGAUACCAGAAAGUGCCUUGCCCACACAUAUUUUGUGAUCAACUUUAAAUAUAUGUUAUAUUGGCCAAGGCACAUUGGCGCUGGAUUCAGGUAAGUCACUGAAGGGGUUUUAACCCCUUCAGCAACAUGGGAUGGGGGGUGGGAGGGAGAGGGGCACUGCAGGAUUUGUUUUCCUGGUACUGGAGAGUCCCUUUAAUAUACACAUACCAGGUGAUUGCUGAGUGUAAACAUAAUUGGUUUUAGAAGAUGCACAACUGUGUGCCAUUUUACAGUGAGCUUAAAUUGCACAGUUUGUGUAGUUUCAUCGUCAGAAGAACUUGGUAGAGGUUAACAUUGAUAAGGCGAGGUUAUAUUUCAUCUAUGUGUGUUCCUUGUAAGUUCGUUAAUGUUCUAUUUUUGUUAUUCCACAGUGGCCCACAGACAUUGAUGAGUGGCUCAAACACCAUGUUGGGCUGUAGUUCUGGUGCCAUAAGUCCAGCAGGGAUAAAUCUGAGUGGCAUCUUACCGUCAGGAGGUCUGGUUCCGGCUGCUAUGCAGUCUAACUCUCAGGCAGGUUAGUAUAUUGGGAAUAUAAAUGUGGAAAUUCUGAUACAUUUUGACAAACAUUUGUUUUUAGGACAUUGCAUAAAGUUGCCUCAAAGUUACCUUUCUGCUAUUGUUUCCUCUUAUCGCCCUCUUUCAGAAUCUGUUCUUCUUUUCUUAAUUUCUGAACUAUUUCUCUUUAAAAAAAUAAGAUAAACUAGAGACUAUUUUGUCUUAUGUAUUUUUCCUACACUUGACAAUUGUGACAACAGGGUGGAGCUAAAGGCAAGCUCCACUUCCUUUUGUCAAGUUAACAAAGGGUGAAAUUUGUUUUCAGCUUGUCAAGAAUGCAAAGUACAGGGGAAAAAACACAAGGCAAAUUAGUCCUUACUUUGUCUUAUGUUUUAAAAAGAAAUAGUUCAGAAAAUGAAGAACAGAUUCUGAAAGAGGAAACCAUACAAGAAAGGUUGAAAGAUUGUGAUGACAAAGCCACUUUAAGUUUAGCUUCUGCUGCAACAAAAUAAAAAUGUUAGCUUGAUGAAGCAUUAAUAAGACUAAAGAUUAAAUGUAAAUGUUACAAUAUCCUAAAAAUAAAUCACAGUUUAAGAUAGUCUGUUAGAUUUAAAAUGACAUUACUAUAACACUUAAUUGUAAUAUUGUGUUGCAUACCUAAUUUUAUUUUUUUGUUUAAUAUGUUUCUACUUUAACUUCGACCUGCUUUCUUUCUGCUAAAAAUUAAAUUUUGAUCAGAUUUUGAGGCUGAACAUUUGAAGAGCAUUUAUAGAGAGGUUAAUACAUCUUUUUUAUGCAUUUAUAGUGUUUUACAAUAACUCAUUAUGUGUUAAGUGUUCAGAUGAUGUGAUGGACUUUACUAUUGAAGCUAAUCCUGAUACUAGGACUUAUUCGUUAACAUUCAGAAUUUUUUAUACUAAUGUUACAUUUUAUGUAUGUAAUAUUUUCUGUUUUAGGAAAUAGCUCUAGCUGUAAUAGUCUGAUUUUCCUUGAAUGUUUUUCUAAGAAUUAUUCUUGGAAACUUGUUUUAAUUGAGUAACUUCUUCUCUUCAACAGGUGGUCCAUUUGGGUUAAAAAACACAUCAGGUCUAAGGCCUUUGAAUCUGCUGCAGGUAACUAAUAUUCAUCGAGACAUUUCAAGCACUUUUGAUAGUGUGAAAUAUUUUAAACAAAGAUAUAUUUGGGCUGUUUCAACCCUAGAUUAUAAAAGGAAGGAUAAAUGACUAGUGGCAAAGUGAAUUAUGUACUUUUUUUCCCUCAAGGCUGUUGUAAACGUUUAGCUGGUAGACAAGCUAUUAGCAUGUAGGUUUCUUUAAAUGGUUCUGCAGUGAGUGAUGCCAAGUUGCACAUGAAUUUAGAGUAAGAUAUACCUAUAAGAUCUGAGUAUAAACUCUCAAAGAGAGUUCUCUCUCCAAGCACCAUAAAUGUAGUAGUUAUGGUGCCAGGAGUGCUAUGGCACCCUCUAGUGUAAGUAGGCAAACCGAAGUCAAAGAACAGUUUAGCAAUUUACAUGUUGUUCACUAUCUUCUCUCCAGAUUGAAGCCUCUGGAUUGAGCUAACCCUAGUAAUUCAGUUAGUUGGCUCUGCAAUGCAGGACUUAGCUCAUUGACGCAGAUGGAAGAUAAACAAGUCAAUGGCAGACUGCGUUCUUAAACACACUGUAGUGGUUAAGGUGCUUGGAGCAUUGUUUCUCAUUUAUUUUAUGUAAAACAAGUGACUGACACUAAGUAUAUUCCCAGUUUUCUGUCACAAUGAUGCAGAUGUUGUCCAGUCAGGGAAAAACUCACCAGUUCAAACGAGUUUACAGUCUAAGAAUCACAUUUUUAUGUGAAUUCAUGUCCUGUUAAUGUUAAUACAUGCAAUACUGCCAUGUAUUCAAAAUAAAUCAAUGUCUUGAGGUAUCUUGGACAGUAAAACUUUUACACUUUAAACAAUAUAGUUAAAAGAACAUUUCUGUGCAUAGAUUGCGGCUCAAGGACAUGAAUACACAAAUAAAUUGUCAAUUUUUUCCUGCAGUCCAUUAUAGAAAUACAGAAAGGGAAUCCAUCAGUAAUUAAAGGUAUACUCGGGGCACUGUAACCGUUUUAUCUCAGUGAAGUGACUAACAAUGUUUGGAGUCCUUUGGUGCUGUACCUCCAAUCAGUGUUAGACCGUUUUUAAUGGCUUAAAGUUAAAUGAGAGUCCCCAGAAGCCCAUCUCCUCUCUGCUGCCGUGGCUAACAAGGAAAUAUUAGUUCAAGCAGGAAGGGGCAGUGGUGACUGUCUAAAAAUGAGAUGAAAUGGUUAUAGUGUCUACAGUGUCUCUUUAAGUGUUUGAGAGUGUUAUUUGUGUGUUGUCUCUCUAUUCAAGGCAGACUGUAACACAGAGUUUUAAAAGUUGCUUCCUCAAAGAGUAAAAAAAAUAAAUGGAUGUAUAUAUUUGUGUGUGGUGAGAGAGAGAGAGAAAGAGAGAGUAUGUAUGUGGGAAAGAAUGGCUGCCUUUGUGCAUUUUCAAACAAGGAUUUGACUUUUAAAGAGUUUUUUUCCCCCAUCAAAAAGAGGAGCAUUUGGUAGUUAUAGAAGAUAUAUAGUUGUUUCAAUGAAAUGUCCAUGAAGUCUUAUCCCACACUCAAACACUUUGGAUGUUUAUGAAGUCAAUGUCUUUUUUAAUACAGCUUCCUGGUGCUUCACUCAUAUUCAACCCCAUGCAGCAACAACAGCCCCAAAUGUCUCAGUUUUCACCUCAACAGUCUCAGCAGGCAGCGACCUCUAGUCCUCAACAACCAGGUGAUCAGAUGGGCCUGAUGCCAUCGGUAAGAUAUUCACAAAGAAACUCUUAUAUGUUCAUGCACUUUGAUUUUUAAUCAAUUGGAUUAAAGGGAUACUAUGGUCACCUAAACAACCUUAGCUUAGCUGAAGCAGUUUUGGUGCAUACAUCAUGCCUCUGAAGUUUCACUGUUCAAUUAUUUUGCCGUUUAGGAGCUAAAUCACUUUUAUUUCUGUUUAUGCAGCCCUAGCUACACUUACCCUGGCUGUGACUGCCAUAGCCUGCAUGAAAACAAAAUUGUUUCAUUUUCAAUAAGAUGUUAAUUACUUGAAAAGUUUUUUUAUCUCCUGCUCUGUAAAUUGAACUUUAAUUACAUAAACGAGGCUCCUGCAGGGUAUAGCAAGCCAUAAACAGAGCAAUAGAUAAUAAAUUAUAAAUUAAACAGAAUUUGCAAUAAAAGAAGUAUAAACAUUAGAUGACUCUUUACAGGAAGUGUUUAGGAUGGCUGUGUAAGUCUCAUGCAGAUAGGUGUGGCUAGGGCUGCAUAAACAAAGUGAUUUCUCUUAAAUGGCAGGGAACUGAGCAGUGAGACUGCAGGGGCAUGAUAUAUACACCAAAAUUGCUUCAUCGAGCUAAAGUUGUUUUGGUGACUAGUUCCCUUUAAGUUAACAUAUACAUAUUUCUACUUUUCAACUUUUCUAAAUAGCUUUGUUACUGCAGAUAAGGAUCACAGUAAAGUUUUGACCAUUAUUUCAUUGCACACAACCCAAAAAAUGCGUUUGGGAUCUGAGUUUACAGAAUAUCAAUUAAGAAUUGUAACAAGCUCUAAAUUAAAAGCAGACACCCAUCUAAGUGUUUCCCUGGGUUUGUUUCAAAGACAUGGCAUUGAAAUAUAUUUUAGAAAACUUGAAUGCUCAUCAACUGUGGCAUGUGCUAAUAUAAGCAAUGACUAAAGGGUGUCCACAAACAAAUAAUCUUUAUUUUUUCUAAAAUAUAUUAGAUCAAACUUUAAUUGCAAACACGUGAACAUUCUGUAAUCCUUUUCCAAAGUUAUAUAUAUAUAUAUUUUAAUUUUUUUAUUUUCUUCUUUAAUUUUACAAAACAGUAUCUACUGCUGUAUUUUUUUUCUUUUAAGGUAUUUUGUGAUGUUGACACAGAACAUAUUUAGUCUUAUUCAAACUACUUUUGGCAAAAGUGUCUAAAGUGUGGAAUAAUAAAAGUUUGUUCCAGUUUUGUUUACAACUAUUAGCAGAGGCCUACUUUUUAAUAAAUUAUAGGCAUGCAGUUUAAAAAAAUUAUGCCAAAAAUGAAAGAUACAUCUUCUACCAAGACCUCCUAUUGACUCCGAUCUCUGCUUCCUCCAUUGUUGACAAAGGAGAGCAUACCCUCUAAACCCCUGACCAAAGUGGGCAAAGUUGCAAAAAGCUUCAUUCAUGAAAAUGUACAAAUACUGCAGUAGCUUCAUUCAUAGGUUUGUACAAGUUACUUAGUACUAUAUGAUGUGUAUACUAAUGACAUAAUGAAGACGGUCGUCACAGAAGGUGGGGGGGAAGGUUGGGCAUAAAUUGAGAUGUGCCUACAUCCUUUGCAAUACAGAAUAUACUGCAGACAAUGCACACCAGACACAAUCAGAAUCUAAAUGUGGAUAGCAUAGAAUUAAAGAAUUACCAACAGACAAUAACAGAAAAGAGGGUGCAGCUUCCACCUUUCUUCUGACAGGAGAUAUACCUAAUGGAUCUGUAACCAAGAUAGGCCCUAACAAAAGUGUUAGGUCUUAUUUAAUUGGAGAAUAAUUUCCCAAACGGAGCAUCACCAUGGCAAAUACUGUGAGUUUCAACAAUGUUAUUGUCAUUAAAAAAAAAUCUAUUAAUCCUGUUUGCUGCUUCAAACGAUGAGGACUUGAAUAGAAAAAUAAACAUUGUAGAGUUAGUAAAAAUGUUUAUUUUAGGAUCUGCCAAUAAAAUCAGAAGAUUUAUUCUUGAUUUUUUUUCCUGCACAGAGAAGAAGUAGGUCUAUACCCAGUGUUUUAUUAACUAUGAAAUGUUCUACAAGGAGAGAUAUAUGCCUUGCACUGUAUGUUCUGGAGAGCAGGGGUGGGCUAAGGCUUAUGCCAAAAAAGAAAGGUGGAAAUGGCACUUUCACCUAGCAAGAUGUCUUUGCCAUAAAUAGUUUGGAACCCACAUAAAGACAUCUUUAAGUUCCAAGAACAGAUCAGAGUAGUCAGGACUCAUCAGACAAAGAGCUGUGCAAAAAGUAAAGGUAAAAACACAUUUUAGGGUCAUAUAGUAUUUUUUUUUGUCUGGACUUCAAGCUUUCUAAAAUGCGCAGUGCCAAAAGUUUCCUACUCCUGCUUUACUGCAUCAUAUAGGUGUAAAACCUUUAUUACAGUCCUGUUUGUGGAUAAGAAUUACAAGUGAUCUGUUUGUUGUUUUUUUUUCUUCUUCCUCUCAGGGAAUGGAUCAGGGUCCUAAUAGUCAAGAUCAGACUUUAUCAGCCCAGCAAGCAGCUGUUAUUAACUUAACAGGAGUAGGAGGUUUUAUGCCUUCUCAAGCAGCCGGUAUGUAUCUGCAACCCAAGUGUUUGUUCCAGACCAUGCAAUAUCCCCUUUCCUUCUAUCUCGUAAUAUCUCAUGAUCCUUGCCUUCAUGCUGUGGCUAAGUCAUGCAGCGAAAGUGAAUCUUUCAAGACAGCAGUGGUUUAUAUAUAAACAGAUAUAUAAACGAAGGGAGUAUGUCACCUACAGCCUGCCUUAAUUUACGCUAUAAUUUUUUUUUCUUGAGCAAGCAAUCAUCUCCAAAAGUAUCAGGCUCACGAGAGUUAGAGCUUGUUUCCCCUCAUAUUGGUCAGUGAUUUUAUUUCUGAUUCGCUUGUAGGACAGCCAUGUUUCCCUGCACAUGCAGGAGGGCAGUAUGUUAAAAAUGCCUUCCUAUACUAUAUAUGCAUACACGUGUUAUGCUCCCUUUAAACAAGGUAGAUCUGGCAACACAACAAACAGCAGACUGCAAGACCCAUCACUGACUGACUGAAAAUUUGCCCUCACCUAUACCAAUGCGUAAUUUAAAAAUUAAGUGUACCGCUUCCAUUGACUAGGCUGAUUUUCAUUGUUUAUUCUAUUUUUGUAUUUAUGUGAUGUAAAUAUAUUCCAGAUCUUUGUCCAAGAACACACAGUGCUUCAAACUCGAUCCCCUAAGCUCUCAUUUGCAAAAUAUUUUUUCUGACCUUUACAUGUAUAUUUAAUAGUCACACAUGCAGACCAACACUAUUUACUUUCACAAAAGAUUUGAACUGAACUGCAGCUUUUCAGGGUCCAAGUGCAUCUGAUAUUGGAUGUGCAGCGAAGAACAAGCCCUUGCUCUCUUUAGAUCCUUCAUUCCAAAACCUUCUUUCUUGACCUCCACUCUCCCCUUCUCCUCUCCUUAGUGUUACCUCAGCUUGGCUCUGCUAUGAACAGACCUGGGCCAACCCUUCCACAGCAGAAAUUCCAGCUCUCUCCUGCCUUACAGCAGCAGCAACAUGCCUUACAGCAGCAACAGAUACAAGUAAUCCAGCAACUUCCCUAAAAAUCGCUCAGGCUGGCUCAAAACAAUAAUACAUUCUGCUUUAUAAAGCAAGACGUUUGGAUAGAACAAUACUUUCUAAGUAGGCACAGCAAAGUAAAUUUAAUUAUCAUUCAGCAUUUCCGUGAUCGUAAUAUUUGCUAGUAGUCUGGAAGAUGCGACAGUAAAGAACAUUUUUGUGAUUUACGGUGCAUGUGCUGGUCAACUUGGCGUAUUGUAUACAAAAUGUAGGCACCGCAUGUAAUUGGCGUAGUUCCAAUUCCUACAAGAGGAGUAACAAAACUAUGGACCAUAUCCUGCUUUUUCCAACUACACCCUCUAUUUAUCUACCCAGGUUACUAGUCCAUGAUUGGGCCAUAUGAUUCAUAAACUAUCUAGCAAGUUCACAUGCAGUUUGUGGAAGUCAGAUUUUUUGCAUGAAUUAGAAAGGAUGAAAUGCUAGGUGUUUGGAUCCUUACUGAAGUUGCUGAUUUACUGUAGCUAUAUGGGCAGAGAACUGUUUUGGAAUUUGAUAUGUUUUAGUGCCACUGAUGCUGCAUGACUGCUCAUUCAUUUAUCCUCCUACCAUACUCAUGGUUCUAUAUAGUGUCCAUAAACCCCUGCUUUGCAUGGAACUCUUGUAAUCCAGGUGUACCCAAAAGAUAGUCAUCUGACUGUUUUCGAAAUACGAGGCUUUGCUAGCCUGUUGGCUGGAAAAGCAUUAUGGGCUGUGUAGUUUGACAGCAGUCAAAGGGCUAACACAUGUCUGCCCUUCCUGUAACCAAUAUGACCGGUACUAAAAGUUAUCCUUUUUGUCUUUCCUUAACCUUACUUUGGCAGUUGCGAUUCUUGCGACAUCAAAUGCAGCAAAUGGCUAUGGCAACAGCCCAAGCGGCACCUCUGCACCACCAGGUUCAUUCAGACAGUCCAAGAAAUAAAAGAAGGGGAUCCACAUCCUGGGAACCAAAACCCUGAUUUUUGUAUACCACAUCACUGCUUCAUUUAGCGACAGAAUGCGACAACCAACAAUGGCCUUCUAGUUUUAUAUCUAUAUAUUUUUAAAAAAUGGUAACAUUACAAUGCUGCGAAACGCAAAGUAAACACUGAAGACAGAGGCAUCAAGAGGAGGAAAACAACGGACAGAGAAACAAGGUGUAUUAGAAAGAUCAUGUAAAUGGCUAUUUUAAAACCUUUUUAAAUGUAAUUUCCCGAUACAGAAUAAGCUGUGUGGGUAAAAAAAAGACACUGAAUCAGGAUAGCAAACUCUCUGAAAUUCAAUAAUUGUAUGUUUGUUUUUUUAUUUUAUUUAGUACAAAAAUGUGCAGCCAUAGCAACAAAUACAAAUUUUUUACAUGUUCAUUUUAAAACGACUUUUCUGAUUUUACACUCUCCAAAACCUCAUUCAGCAAAUUUUGAACUUCUUUGUGUCGCGUGACUGCUCGACUGAUGCACUCUUGGAGUUUCUCUGGGGACAGGGCACUUCCACCUUAAGAGAUAUCAAGCAGUUUACAACAUGUUUCACAAAUCAAAAUACAAUGUUGUUUGUUUGGUUUUUUUUUUAAUUCCAUUUACAAAAAAAUGUAAGAUGAGAUAUGUGUAUACUAUCAUUUAGAUUGCAGGCACAAUCUAAUCUAGAGGAAACAAAUGUUAAGAUUUGUGCCAUCCAAACUUAUUUUCUUAUCAACCAUGCCAGACAAAUUUUGUUAGCAAAUUAUAUGGGGCUAUUUAUUCAAGCAGGAACUAGGGAGAACUGUGAAAGGGAUUGCACAUUGUUAAGUGAUGGCAGAACUGAAAAACAUGGAGUUUGUAGAAUUUACCUCGUUUGGCCUAAAAUGAUUGCUCUCAUUUCUACACAGAUGCUGGUUUAGUGAAUAACUUGAUGAAAGAGAAAGUAAUUGUAUGCAGUGUAACUGAAUCUUAUUUUUCAAGACACUUCACUUUUUAGUUAUGACUAUGUAUUUUUCUCAAGCAGUGAACAGGUGCUCACAUGAACAAACUGCUAUAAAUUCUUGCCUUUUGUGAGAUGUUAAGAAAUAUUAGCAGCAGAUUUGGUUUUUAUUGUUAUGCCUCGCACAAAAGUAUUUGUUUCAAAAUAACUGGACUGUGCAUGAUCUCAAAUCACUUCAAAGGGACACUAGUCACCAGAACAACUACAGCUAAAUGUAGCUGAUUUGCCGCGCAUGCUUGAUAGCCUCCCAAUGCUUUCCUAUGGGAAAGUAUUGGAUUGGCUGAAGUUACCAAGUUUGCUGAUCUCAGCCAAGGGGGCAAUGUGUUGGUGGGGCCAGUGCGGCGCUGGAGAAAGGUGAGUAAUUCACAUUUCUAACCAUAGGUCAG